GGCUGAUCCACGCUGCUGCUCCUCCCUCCUGCCUCCUGGCUCUGGCGGGCCGGCUCCUUUGUACGCCCGGCAGAGGCGGAGGGGCGCGCAGGGCAGCUCCAUCCUGGCUCCCAUCGCGACGCCACCAUGAAACUUCAGGCGGCGGCGCCCGCGCCUUUUCUCCCGCUCCGGCCGCUGCUGCUGCUGCUGCUGCCGCUGCUCCUGCAGGCUGUGGCAGGACGAAGCUCCCCUUACGGCAACCGCUACGCCGGGUAAGUGUGCCGAGCGCAGCCCUCUCCAACCUAGUUGCCUCUCCAGAGGCUGCUGCGCUCCAGCACACCCCUCAUCCCUGACCAUUGGGCGUGCUGGCUGGGGCUCAUGGGAGCAACCAGGGCGCGGAAGUAGCGCCUCUCUUGCUCUCAUCUUGCACUUUGCACGGGCUGAUGGCAGCCACUGUUGGGGAAUUGUGAAUCGUUAUAAUUGUCUUCUUGGAUUUAGAGUCGGAGGACCUUGAUUGUUCAUAUCUCACUUCUUUAAUUACUUCAGUCAGGGUGAGGGAACCGUGGCUUUCGAGAUGUUGUUGGGUUUUCAGGAUGGCCAGUGCAAUUCUAGGGAUGUCUGAAAGUCUCAUCCUCCUUGGCCGCUGGCCAUGCUGGCUGGGGACUGAACUGAGUUCUGCAAUGUACGGAGGUUCCUUGCAGAAAGCCCUUGAGUCUUCAGGAAGAUACACCUGAAAGUAUGAAUGCUAAUAGGCAUUCUACUUUGCUGAUAAGGCUCGGUUUCCAGACCCUUUUAGCAUCAUAGUCACCUUCCUCUGCGGUCCUUCCAGCUUCUCAAUAUCCUUCUUGAACUGGACCCAGAACUGGACCCAGGACUCAAAGUGGAGUCUGACCAAGGCAGAAUAGAGCAAGAUUAUGACUUCCCUUGAUCUGGAUGUUAGACUCCAGUUGAUGCAGCCUAAAUUGCAUCAGCUUUUUUUUUUUUUUCCUGCUGCAUUAUACUGUUGACUCUUGUUAAGCUUGUGGUCUGCUAAGACUCCUAGAUCCUUUUCACAUUAGAUGAUUUUGUGCAGGGCUUCCCCCCCCCCCCAGCUGGAACUUGCCGGAACUCAGUUCCUGCACCUCUCAGGUGGGUGCCAUUGCCAUUAUAAGAGAACAAGGGAGAUAUCCAUGGUGAGUUCUGGCACUUCUUUUUCUAGAAAAAUAGCACUGCAUACAAUAAUUUGAAUUUACAAAUUGCAAUGCAUCAUGGCAAACCACAGCUCUUGGAAUUGGCAGUGCAAGCUGACCUAUGUCAGACAAGUAAGUCCUGUUGAGCUAAACAGAACUUACUCCCAGUUAAGUGUGUACAGUAUAUAAGACUGAAGCCUAAGACUUGAAGCCUUAGACACAGAGAAAAGUAGCCAGAACAGAAAUGAAGAUUCCUUUUGAAGUGAAUUAUUUUUCGUCUUUUAGCUCAAUCCCCACAAUUCCCACAAACCUGUGCACAGGAUUGCAGCCUUAACAUUUACUCAGAUAGAAGACCCAUUGAUAUUAAUGAUGGACAACCUAUGCUAAUAGAGUUGGCCACUGAUUAAACCAAAAUGGAUUGAUCCAGAUUGUUGUUAUUAACAUCUAUAAGCCCCUCCACGGCAUUGUUCUCUGUGUGACUCACAUGCAUAACAUGACAGACUACAAUUAAAUUUUGUUCUCUUUUUUUCUUGUUGCUAGCUGUUUUUGUUGCUAGCCGUCUUAAAACCUUGGUGAGAAUGCAGGGUAUACAUUCUGAAAAUAAACAAAUAAAAUAAAACGUUUUAAGACCCAUAAGCAAGUAACCAAAUAGGUGUGAAAUGACACAAGAACUAGGCUGGCAUGAUACUGGCAAGAGGAAGAUGCAGGUGAAAAUACAAUAUGUUCCACCCCCUACAACACCUCCCCAUGAUGGAAUGGCAGAUAAUACUUAGAGCAGGAUGGAGCAGAACUUCAAGUCCACCGCCAGGCCAGAGCAACAGAGUUCUCUCCAUUCCAGUUGUGGAGAUUGUCGUUUCGCUAAUGUAGUCAAAUAAUUCCUUGAAGCCCAGAACAGCUGCUGUGCAAAUCCAAUUUCUGCUUUUGAAUUUUUCUUAUGCCUUUUACCAGCACUAGCUCCAGCUUAGAAGGGAUGGGGACCCUGUGGCCUUUUAGGUAUUUUUUGGAUUCUGCUAUCACUAAUGAUUAGGGAUGGAAGGAGUUUUAGUCCAACCACAUCCGGCGAGCCAAAGGUUCCCCACCCCUGCUAUAGUGGAAGCGUCUACCUACAACUAGUUUUAGUACAAAUGCAAAAUCCUUUCCUCAAUGGCUGUAGUCUUAGCACUUCCAUAGCUGGGAACUAGGGCAGAUACCAUGGCUCAUGUAUAUUAUGUAGAAGAAAGAUGGGGAAAAGAUUUCAUCGGAGGCCCUGGAAAGCUGCUACCCGCCAGGGUAGAUAAUACAGAGAUAAUCAGACACAAUAUAGAACACCUUCCCAUGUCCCCAGCCAAAGCACAGCCAACUGAACUACAAAUAAGUGGUUCAAUGUUAUAUUUUUCUGUUUAAGUGCCUUUAAAAAAAUACACAGUUGGCAUUAACAAUUAUGCAUCCUGUUUUUAUGCAACCUGCUUUUUGCAAAAUAGACAAGAUAGAAAAAUAAUUUUCACAAGUGACCCUGGAAUACAAGGGAAAUGUCUCAUAUUGGAAAGAUGCUUUAAACAAAGUUGAGCAUUGACUUUCAUUAUUGCAGUAGGCUCUUCUGUUAAAUGCCAAGAAUUCACCUACCGUAUUUUUCCGUCUAUAAGACGCCUCCAUGUAUAAGACGCCCCCUUUUGGGGGGGGACUCAGAUUUAAGAAAAUGGGGGAGAUGUAUAAGGCGCCCCCUAAUUUUUGACAUUAUUUUUUAGGAAAAAGACCUAGUCUUAUACACUGAAAAAUACAGUACUCCUUCCCCAAUUUAAUUCUGUUUAGUGUGGACAACCAAAUAGUGCAUGUGAUGUACAACAUUCUCAAAAUAACUGGCUGUGGCUUCAGAAAUUGCUUACCUUAUAGAGCAAUGCUAGUAAAACGAUACCUUUUUCAGUGCACAGUCUGUGUAGGAUUCAUUCAAAGUGGUGCUUUUUUAGGUGGUUCAAGAUAAGCAGAAGGAAGUCAGAUUGGCCUUGCCCUUUUCAUUUUUAUUAAACUACUAAGGCUAGGCAUGCGAAUUCCACAGUUAAAACACAACCAUUCACUGAAGUUUAAAAAACAUUCCAUACGCUUUAGGAAAAGAAAGUGCAUGGAACGGGUAAUACGAUAUAAAGGAUUUCACCCCUAGGUCACUAGCAGUGACAGAGCACUUAACACAUGACAGCUGCUUUCUGGUCUGAGUCCAGUGCCUACUUGCAGGUAUCUUCCUGGUGAAAAACAACCCCCCACAAUUUUGACCCUUCCUGAUGAUGUCAAGAGUGGCCAAAAACUUAAUGAAUGCUGCAAGAAGAUUGUUUAGGUUUGUGAUUAGUAGCACAGGAACAAAGUUCACUGGAGGAACGAUAGGCAAGCUAGAACUUCAGCUAUUGAGGGGAUUAAAAAAAUUGUAGAGAGCAGUUGUUGCCAGUACAAUGAAACUAGUACUCUUUGUGAGCAAUAAAAGCAUGUCCACAUUAUUUAAGUUGCCUUUAGGCUUCGAUGAAGCCUUCAGCUUUAAAGUUUCCCACCACAUCAAAUCCCUUUUUGUAACUACCAUAGUUAUUUCUCUCUCUGUUUUUCUCAGUCAUACUGUAAAAGUUCUUCAGGGCUCUUGAACAAUGAAUCCAUGUUGCUGUUACUCUUCUGUUGUGGUAAAUGCAAACCUCUGUCCUCAGAGAAGUAUAAAAUUUUGAAGGGGCCUUUGAGGUAAUUUCAUCCCACCCCACCCCCGCUCAGAUUAUUGCAUCCCUGACAGAUGGCCAUGCAAUUUCUUGCUUCAUCUGUUCUAUACAUUUAAAGCAGUAUCAUGCUACCUUAAACAGGCAUGGCUUCCCCCAAGUAAUUCUGGGAACUGCAGGGUGCUGAGAGUUGUUAGGAGACCCUUAUUCCUCUCACAGAACUACAAUUCCCAGAGUUCCCUGGGAAGAGGGAUUAAUUGUUAAACUACUCUGGAAAUUGCCAAGGCAGAACCACCAAAACUACUUAACAAUAAAAUGAAUACACAGUCUUAACCUAACUUGAGUGGGAUUGCACUGGAGUAAGUUGGUUAUGUAGCUUAUAAAUUACAAUGUGCAAUUUAUUGUAUUAAGCAAAGUAGAAUCCGAUGAUUGACAUGAGCUUCUUUUCAUAAAGUUUGUGAAUACUAUAAUGCAGGAUAAAAAUAGAUGCUUGCCAAACAUCCAUACUAUUUAGGAAUUAUUCAUAAAAGUGUUCUCAAGCAGGCACUAAAGAGAGAUCCUUUUAUCUUUUAAUUUUAAGUGAUAGUUUUUACUUUAAACAUUAAAGGUUUUAGAUACUAGUUAAAACUGGGCAGGCAGUAUACCCUUGUAAAAGCUUUGUUAUUAUACAGUGGUUAUUGGAAGAGUCACCAUUUUCCAGAAGAAGAUUUGUUUGGCAGUAAAUUCUUGAUCAAUCAAAGAUCUCAACAAGAGUCAUAUGAUUGCCUUACAACACAUUCCUUAUACAGUUAACUCAGAAAAGUUCCACUAACUUCAGUGAGACUUACUCUUAAGUAAAUGUACAUAGGAUUUCAGCCUUGAACUAUGUACAGAACUUGUGGGGGGGUGGGACUUCCAUUCUGUUUAUAUAAGAAGAAUAAAUUGAAUUCUGAAGAUGACUGUAAAUAAGAUAAAUUUUUCAAAAUAAAAAUUUGAUGCAUUUAUUUAUAAAACAAUGUAUGCACUACUGUUCCCAUCCAAAAAGGAACUGAUGGCCAACAAAGUAUAAACAAGUACAGAAAUAACCCAAAACAGCCAAGUCUAAAAGCGGAAUCAAAAAAACAAAAAUAGCAGAGAGAGCCAGAGCUUACAAUAUAUAAAUUUAAUCAGUAGUGGGCAGCAGUGCUCACCUAACCUCCUGACAGCUGAAUUGCUGCUGCUUACUGGGAGGGAAAGGUAGUGGUGAGAUCAGUGUGGUGGAAACACACAGGCAGAACCAGUCUAGUCGUCCUGAUAGUGCAUUUGCACCACACUGACCUCCCCAUCCCCACGGCCCUUCCUCUCUGUUUGUUUGUGCAUAGUGGUUGCAUCCCAUUCUUCAGCCAAAAAGCCUCCUCAGAAGGCUUACAUAGACUCAGUUAAAACAGUUUCUUUUUGCAGUAUUACCAUUGAAAAGAUAAGGCACAAAAGAAAAAAGGAGGGAGGCCGGAGGAAAAAAGCAAACUCAAGCACAAGUCAAAUAGUAAUUCUUAUAAAACCACCUGGAAAGGAGACAAUUCAAGAGCAGCAGAUGGAGUUGGACUUUGUUGGACUCCAUCAUUGUUGAUGGAAUGAUCACUGUUUCCUAUCUUCCCUGUUUAGCGAAGCUUUUAAUGUUUGGCACACUAUUGUAUUUUACUAUUUUGUUGGAAACCGCCCAGAGUGGCUGGGGAAACCCAGCCAGAUGGGUGGGGUAUAAAUAAUAAAAUUGUUGUUGUUGUUGUUUACAAAGUGUAAGUUCUUAUUAUCUCAUCCAAGCAGGUACAGUGCUCGGCUUGUCCUUAUCUGCUUUGUUGCUUACACUUGGAAAAAAGUUGAUUGUAGAGUGUUCCUUCUCUCUCUCUCUCUCUCUCUCUCUCUCUCUCUCUCUCUUUCUCUUUUCCUCUCUUUCUCUGGCCCCAACAUCUGUAAUCCUACUGUUGCAAUCCAUCAUAAUGUCAGAGCAGAUCCUUCCUGAAAUCCAUACCUCAAAGGAACCAAUCACCAUGUAGGUUGGAAAAUAGGUUUUCGUUUUAACCCUAAACUGUAAGAGAUUUACCUUGGAAGUCAGUACUUUAAAAUGAGUGUCAGAUAUGUUGUAAAAAAAGAGGUGUGGGCACUUGAAGUUGUGGGUGAAUUCUGACUAUUUUUAAUUGGCACGCCGCUUUCAUGUGCUACAGCCCAUUUCCUCAGAUGCAUCAAGUAUUAGCUCAAGUUUCACCCUUUCAGAACUGGGUCCAGAAAUCCUUGGAAGGCAAGACCAUUAAAUUGGUUUAAGUGUAUCAAGCCUCCCUUCCUCUGGGUCUGCACAUUGCCACCUGCCCUCUCCUCCUGCACCGUCACUAGGAGAUUGGAAGUUUCAGGUUCCAUUUUAAAUGAACCACAGUUUUGUGUGUCUUUCAUGGUUGGUGAAAAUAAGCCAACUUCACAAACUGUUGUUUGAAAUUGGCCUGUUUCCUAACCAUACUUAAGCUUAACAUGACAUGUUUAAGCAAAAACAAAAGCCACAGUUUCCCAAACCCUUUGUAGCUGCACUAAAGAAAGAGGAGUAUGAAAGCCCGAUGCUUGCUGCAGUUCAUUCUUGUCAUGCUAAACUAUGGUUUAGUGUAUUAGCCAAAAUGGCUUUAGUGUACUGUUCAUCAGACGCUCUCCGUUAGCAACUAUUCAUUUUUAUCAACAGCUAAGGUUAGCUAUUGGAGAUCUAAUUUUUAACUUGCUUGUUUCUCAGACAUCCCCAUAGUACCCUACCAGGCUUACUGCAGGAACUAGAAGUAUUCCUUGAGGUCUUGUUCACUCAACUCUGAACCUAUAAAUUGUUUUUGCGAUCAUUUUCAGCUAUAAAUUGGGUAAUACAGUAAUUCCCAGGUGAUUGCAGGUUUUACUAGCUUUCCUCCAGUUAAGACUUACAGCAAUAACAACCAUCUAAAACAUUUUACCUGUAAAAUGGCACAAUACAUGAUGGGAUCUCUCAACAUUUAUGUCUUUAUCCUUUAAAGCAGUUGCAGGGUGUUCUGGAUUUGAGUGGAGCGAUGACAUUGGGGGGCCAGGAGUGUUAACCCUUUCCCCGUGCCAUUUUCCUGAUCUAAAGACCACCUCCGAAGCUGGUUUUGAAUUGUGGAGGGAAAAGUAGAGGGCUUUAAUAAUACACACAACCUCUAACUGUAUUCCUACCAAUGUUAAUAAAACUAAACACCCCUUUAGUUUUAGAAAGAGUAGCUAAGCAGUAUUACAAAAGGUAAGGGAAGCAGGCCCCUGACCCAAAGUUUAUGGGGGGAUAAUUUUCCUCCCCUGUGCCACUGCUCUUAUCAGAUGAGUGAUCCCUAGAACUACUUAAAAGUAAAAAAUGCAUUGGGAAAUAUGUUAUCCCUGGUUCCCAGAGUGAAUCCUUUCAGUGUAAUACCCUAAGCAUUUAACACAGUGUCUGGGGGUGGGGGUGGGGGUGGUUAUAAAUCUAAAAUACACCACAUUGUUAAACUGUAGAACUUCGUACCAUGCCCUCCAACUUUUAUCCAAUGAAAAUAGGGACGCUCCAUUCCAUGAUGAUAAUUUUACCCCACACAUCUUAUUGGGCAAUCUGGGCAGUUUCCAACAUAUAUAAAAACAUAAUAAAACAUUAAACAUUUACAAAAACUUCCCUAUACUGGAUUGCCUUCAGACAGGCUUGGGGGUUGGAUAACCCCGUAUCCUCCAACAUUUCUCCAAUAAAAAUAGGGACAUGCUGAGGAAAAGUGGGAGAUUCUGGGAUCAAAUCAGAAACCAGGGCAGCUUCUGUAAAUCAGGGACGUCCCUGGAAAACAGGGACACUUGGAGGGUCUGCAGUACUACAAAUGUUGUGGCAGCCUACAAAAUGUAGAACUUUCAGAGUAAAUUAGACAAACUCAUGGAUGAUAAGACCAUGUGUACUACCUCAAUAUUGGAGGUGGUUCUGAAUCCUGGUUGAUGGGGAACACAACUGGGAAGAGUUGUCUUCUUGCACUCAUGCCCUGCUUGGGGACUUCCCAUACGCAUCUCGUUGACCACUACGAGAACGGGAUGCUGAACUAGGUGGGCCUUUGGUCUGAUCCAGCAGCGUUCUUCUUAUGUUCUUAACCUGGUUAUUUGUUAGAAAGCCCCACUAUGCUCACUGAAACUUGGGAGUAUCUCACUAGCCCCCUUCAAGCUUUAUACAUGUGAAGCGGGGUUCCCUGUGAUGAGGGGGACAGUGAGGCUGUGCUACUGGCUCCAAGAGCACAAGCCUUCCCAUGGCUCCACACUCACCUAGGCAUGGAUUUCUCCAGAAGGAAAGCCUAUGCUCAUGGAUCUCUAGGCACUGUGCAGUGGAACUCUUAAUUGCACAGGGUUCCAGCCUCCAGGAAAGCCUACGCACAUGGUGAUCUCUAAGCACAUAGGCAAACACCUGCACCUAAUGUGUAGGUGUAAAAGGUGGGGGAAGCUACAUUACCUCAGUUUGCUGCCUAAUUAAUACCUUGCUGUCUACCACUGUGGAGCUUAGUUCCUAGUAAAAAUACAGAGGGACAGCCUAUUUUAAAUUGAUCACUCACUGAAAAGAUCUAAUGGCAUGUGCGUUUGCAUGAGAAACGCUUGUUUUUAGAUACAGACAUAGCCUAGCAGUGGUGCAUCUAUCCAGUUUUUCACCUUUGUCUUAUAAAAGUUAACCGAAAGUAUGCUGAUCUUCAUGAAAUGUGUAUGUGGCAUAUUACAAAGUGAGAGAGGCAACUUUCUUUUCCAUUUUAACAACUGUCAGAAUAGCAGAAGCACAGCUGAAAUGGUAUUGGAAUGGAACGAGGACUGCACAAUGCCUCGGAGAAAAAGAAGAGAUAGCGUAAAAUUAACUAUUCCAAAAAGAUUUUAUUGUGUGCAGUAAAGGACUGAAAGCUGGCAGCUUUUGCUGCACAAUCAAAUUGCAUGUGCGGUACUUACCUUUCAACUGGUAGUUAGGUACCAGAUGUUGCCCUACAACAAAGGAAUAUCAGAGACAAGCCAUACUGGAAUAAUCAGUGUGUUAAUUUUAAGCAGAGAUCACUUGCCUUUUUUCUUGUUUAAAAAGGGAAAAACUCUUACAAUGUUACAUUAAACAGACCAACUGCCGUCAACAUCACUCAUGAAUUAUUUCCCUGUAGUUCAAGAAUCUGACGCUGUCCAGAUGUGUUGAACUCCAACUCCCAUGAACCCCAGCCUGCAUGGCCAAUGGUCAGGGAUGAUGGGAGUUAUAGUCCAGUAACAGCUGGAGAGUCACUGGUUCCCCAAACCUACAGUAGUAGUGCAUUCACAGGUAGUUGAAGAGGUCUUCGCCGGCACCCCCAGGAGCCCCUCCUCCUAGCUAUCUUUUUUGUAAAUCACUUUAUUUAUUUUUUACAAUCAAGCAGUGUAUAAAUUUUAUUUAUUAAUCAAGCAAACAAACAAUUUUUUAAAAAAUCAAAGUGCUUAGGACAUGAAUAGACAAAUCUGAUGUUUACCAACAAAGUAUUUUCCAUCCCAAGCCUAUAAAUUGUUCUGCUAGCUGAGUAACUAAUUGGAUCAAGCCAUAAGGUAUACAUUUCUCAAAACUAAAUUAAUAAUCCAUGGGAAGCAAUAACAUUACCAUUAUGCCAUUAUUUAGGGUCUCUUGCCUAAACCAAUGAUAUAAAUUAUUAUAGAGAAAAUCCAGCCAAAGUUAAGCAGUCUCAAAUCCCAUUGAAAUCAAUGGGAUCAGUUAUUAACUUUGGAAAAAUCUAUUGUAUGUUAACUUUCAUUUCCAGUAAAACUUGUAUAAAUAACAGUUGCAUCAGAAGCCGCACUUUCAAUAAUUGACAAGAAGGAACGGUCUUAAGGAAUAUUCAGCUAAACAGCAACUCAGCUGCUGCCUUUGAAUUUGCAGGAUUGAAAUUGUACAUACAUACAGUAUAUAAUGUAAAUUUAGUUUACAUUAGUAAACAUAUAGUUUACAUUAGUAAACAUAUCUUAUAAGAGUUAAAAAUGCAUACAGCAAAUCAUUAAAAAGUCUUUUGAAAAUCUUAUGUUGGAUGAAUGAAUUAUGUAAAUAAUUUAAAGUAGAUCCAAUAGAACUACAUUUUUGGCAAAAUGAAUACAGUAUCUACUCACAUCUUUUCCCCACAUUGAGAUAAGGUUUCCUGUGGAAGUUAUCCCAGUGGUACAAUCCCUGAUUCCUAAAUUCCAAUUCUAGAAAAAGUCUUUCUUAAAAAAAUAUUGAAAUCAGGAAACCAGGUCAACCAUUUCAUUUCGGUCACUUGAUAUUCUAGCCUUAAUCCUAAAGUCAUUAAUAAGCCUUCAAUAAGCUCUGGAGCCAAAUGAGGAUUCCCAGGUAAGAUCCUCCCUCUAUUGUGUGGGCAGGUAAUCCCUCCCCUACCUGGCCUGAUCUCCUUGGCAACGCUUCCCCCAGGUGGGAUUGGACAACUGACUGGGGUAGGUGGAGACCUCCAGGUAUCCCACCUGAGAGAAGGCAAAACCAAGCCUAUGCUGAUGGAGCCGCUCCAGAUCCAGGGGCUGUGCGCGUCCACGCAAAGGUCGCCCCCCCAUUUUAUGCGGGGGAGUGGUCAUUCUAGAAAAAGUCUUUGUUAAAAAAAUAUUGAAAUCAGGAAACCAGGUCAACCAUUUCAUUUCAGUCACAUGAUAUUCUAGCCUCCUUCCUAAAGUCAUUAAUAAGCCUUCAUACAUUUGAGCCUAAUUAAAAUUACAUAUUGUUAUUAAGUACAUAUCAUCUCCAUGGUGAAAAGAGAAAGGACUGUAAUAAGGUUCAAAAGUCUAGCUAUCUGAAGAAUACCAAGUUUAACCUCUGAUCUGUAGGUGUCUUAUUGCCUCCACACCUCUGACAGGCUAAUGCACUAUCAACUAGCUUGCAGUAAAACAUGAUGUGUAUAUUAGAAUUUGUGUGAAGCAGCAUGAAACUGUCAUGUUCAGUUUUCUCUCUGCUUCAGAUUAAACACUUAAGUGCUUUUAUCUCCGCAGUUCACAACAAGACAUGAUGCGCAGUGCAGCUAAAGGGAAAACAAGAUGUGUUCUCUGCUCAUUAGCAGAAAAACAAAUUUAUACAUUUCAAAUUGAAGGGGAGGGGAUAUUAUAUUGCAACAGCCGAGCAUAAAACUUGACUUUUCUCAAGAGGUUGACUGUUUGGUGCCAGCUUAUUCUCAGACACAUCAGCUGCAUUUUAAUAUAACUUGUACCUAUUUCAGUGAAGCCACUCUGCAGUUCUGUCAUCCGAACCAAAUGAUGUACACUGUACCAAUUAGAAAACUCGAGUUAUGUUUGUUCAUGUAUAUUUAUCAGUUCAUGACUCCCAACACUAAGUCAUGACUCAUAGGAGGAAAACAGCCCUCAGGGUACACCUGCAUGAGAAAAUGUUACAGUAUAUGUACUAAUUUGGAAGUAUGAGAAGUCAUCACCUUGUGAAGCAAGAAUCAAGAAGGUACUGCUUGCUCCCAGUAGGUGGGUUCUUAAUAGAGUUGACUUGAGUCAAACUGCUUGGGAAAUUUUCAUGUGGGAAAACUGUGCAGUCCAUACAUUUUGCUCCAUACAGAUACACCUGAGACCAAUGAGAUAGCUGACCCUCAGGGUGCUGUGUAUGUUAACGUUCCAGGAAUACGAGUAAAAGCAUGCACAUAAUUGCAUAAAAGAGCCUUAGGUGGGCAUAGCUGGGUUUGAAUUAAUUUGGAAGCAAGUGUGGAUAAAAUUCUUCAAGCGCAUAUAGCCUCAAGCUCGUAGGCAGUUAUGUGCCUUGUUAACUUUAUCUGGCAUCAGUGAGAGUCUGGGAAUCUGAAGCUCAGGCAAUGCCUAAGAAAGUAUGAGGCACAUUUUGCAAAUGUUGCCUGUCUGCACUAAUAACCACAUUCAUUUAUUGAUAUGGAAAGGUGGUUUUAAAAAUACAGUAUUAUUUUCCCCUCCUCCUCUCAAUUUAAACAUAUUUUUCCAAAUACCUGUGAGAUUAUAUCUAGCACUAUAUAGUUCCCCCGUAGGGUCCUCAGCUUGAAAAAAAUAUAUACACAUUUGUAAGCUAGCCAGAGGCACUUAUACGUAACCCUCCGUAAUGAGGUUACGUGUGGGUGGUUGAAGUAUAAGUAUCAUAGGGAUUGGGCCUGCGGCUGUAUGUCUGACUGCUGAAUUAAGUAAAUUACUGCUGGUGGUGCAAACAGUGAAUAGCUUUCCUUUUCAGAGUCACUAAUUUAAUAUUCUCAUCACCCUCUAAAGUGAUUUAUUAACUAUAAAGCUAUAAUCUGCAUACUCUUUAAAGCACAUCCAUAUGCUUGCUUAUAAGCAGCGCUGUCAGUAUGUGGAAGAGAGGAUAAUGUUUCAUUAAAACCUCAAAUCCGACCACACUUAACCGAGACCUUCUUCCCCUUUUUCUCCUCCAACCUCUAUCAACUAUGGGCUCAUCCACACUCGUGCUUGCCCCGUACCUAGAAAACCUAGAGGUUUUCCAUUUGCCACAUCACAUUCCCUGGCAAAACCCCCUGUUUACCGCUGAAUCAGGAAAAACGGUUGACUUCUGUUCCUCUACACCAGAGGUGUAUCCUCCAGAUGCUGGCAUCCUCCAGAUGCUUUAGACUGCCACUCUGAUCAUGCCCAACCAGCAUAGCCAAUGGUCAAGGAUAAUGGGUUUUUUAGUCCCAAGCAUUUGAAGGGCAGUAUUUUGGCUGCCCCUGCCCAACAUCAACCUCCCUCCUGUUGUGGCCAACUCAGGUUUGUUUUUUGUCUUUUAAGGGACAUGGGCUGUGAACAUACUAGCUGUCAUGCCACUCACCAUUUUUAUUUCUUCAAAAGCAGCUAGGAUUGGAAGAGAACCACACGAGGCUUGUUGCUCCAGAAAGUGCUUACAUAAUUUAUUAGCAUACACAAAAAAUUCACUUAUAUUGGAUGCCAAUAAAGUUUGUAACAAAGGAAGGUGCUUUGAAAAUAUUGAGAACCAGAAAAACCUAUGAUCAACAGAAGAAAAGCAAGAGAAGCUUUAUUUUGACCUAUGCACAUCUACUGUAUAUUUUGGAAAGUUGUUUGUCUGUUUGCUGUGCAUUUGGACACCUUUUAAGAAAUCACAACCAAAUUUGGCAUUAUGGUUCUUGAGAUCAAGGAGCAGGUUUUUGUCUAUGUUCAGAUUUACUUGGACACCAUUUUGAAUCAAGACUGAACCUUUCGAAACUGUGGUGAUUUAAAACUCUGAUUUCAAAACAACAUUGAUUUUUUGGGUAAUUCCCAAGCAAUGCUGGCGAUGAGGCUGCUGGUAAUUUAUAUAGAACAAAUAGCAAACUCAAAGAGUCCCUUCUUCAGUUGUUGGCAGUUUAAGUGGACAAAAGUAAAGACUAUUCUUCAUGUCUCUAAACUAAGGUCUCUGUGUAAACUACCAACAGUUGAAGAGAAAUGUGAAGACCCUGGCAUAUUUGUUAUAAACACCCUGUGUUAAUUAGUUUGUUUUUUAAGUAUCAUUAUCUGCUUUGCCCACCCAGAGAUCAAGGAGGUCACUUUAAUUGACUCGCUUCUUAUGUUAACUACAGGCCUGAGCUAGCAAAGCAUUCAGCAUUCCAGAAACACGGGCUAAUUCUCAAGUGCAUUGCAACUUCUGCAAGUGUUUGUCACUGUGUAGACUAAACGGUGUCAAUUUAUGUUCAAUAUGCACAGACACAAGAUGUGAGGCAGUGGAGAAUCUGGCAUGAGGAAUUAAAUAAUCUCAAGUCUUGACACUAGGCUUUCAAAGGGUGCAAAUAAUUUGUGGUUGAUGAGCUCUAGUAUUUCAAACAUCAGACCUUUUAAAAUAAGAUCUUAAGAGGGAUCUUGAAUAGCCAAGAAGGGAGGAAAUGUAGCAUUUUACUUUUACUACAAAAUAUAUUAAGACUGAGUGAGAACAUGUGACCGUAUAUAUACUGUUGGACUCCAAACUUCCAUCAACUCUAGCCAGUAUAGCCAAUGGUAAAGGGUAUGGGAAUUGCAGUCCAGAAAAUCAUCAGGAAGGCCACAGUUUUCUAUUUCUGUAUUAAUCCAUCUGAAGCAGGCACAUACCCAAUAUAAUUAAGAUUUUUGUAGGUCACCAAUCACUUCCAAUAUCUGUUCCCUAUCUGACAAUAUCCUUUGAGCUACAGUGCUUCAGAAUCAGGUUUUUAUCUGUUUACACAUCUCCAAGCUAUUUCCUUUAUACAAUAGCUCUUAAGUUUUGGUGUUUCUUUGUUAAUACUUUAUUAUUGGAUAGGGAGAGAUGAUCUCUCCUCCCCCCCCCCCCCCGGUUUCCAGAAUUAAUAAGAACAACAAGAAGCAAAUAUUCACAGCUCUUCAUGCUUUUUAACAACUCUAACGGGAGAGUUCACAUUUCUUCAGGUGAUGGUAUGAAUUAUUCAAGACAUUGACAUAAAAAGGUGAUACUGAUUUGUGAUAGGUAUGUAAGCUAUAGUUUAAGUCUGCAUCUACAUUUUUAUUGUUAUCCUUGGUGCAUCUUACUAAUGUUUCUUUUUGAAAGAAAGAAUACUUAGGGUUUCAUUUCAGUAUUCCUUAACAGGGAUAAAGUGCUACGGGUUGUUCCUGAGAAUGAGAAAGCAGCAAAGACACUGAAGAUCCUUUCUCAACAACUUGAGGUGAGUUUGGGGGCCUAGGAUUGCUGUGGACUGAGGGACAGAAUGAGCAGAGUGUUUCAUCAGAGGUUUUUAAAUAUGUUCUGAAGGAUCAUUGACACACAUAUCUCUGUCUCAAUCUCUGUCUAUCUAUCUAUCAUCUAUCUAUUCAUUCCAGCUUGUGGUCUGAAGGCUCUUGUGGCCACCAAGUUGCUGAAGCUAAGUCCUUCUGGGUCUGUUAAGAGCUUAGAUGGCAGCUACAGGCUUUCUGGGAGCCAUAUGCACAUUACACUGCAUUCAAAGAGGCAGUAUAUAAAUGUAAGAACAUGAAUGAAUGCUUAGGGAGGCUAGAAGAACUGAAGGGUGGUAGUGGUUGUUGUUGUUGUGGAGAAAUGGAGAAAAACAUGAGACAGAUGGGCUGACAAAGAAAGUGAGGGUGAGACCAGAACAAAGCAAUCCUGCGAACCCUUCCCACUUUUGUCUCUGGCCCCACCUACUGCCACUAACUGAUUAUCCCCAAAGGAAACUGCUUUGAGGUUGUUGUUUUUACAAUCAAGUGGUAUAUAAAUUAUAAAUAAAUACAGGACUGCAGCUUGAUUGAUAGGAAUCCAUAGCAUAAGAAGGUACUUCAUACAAGAUCAGACUAUUCGUCCAUUUAGCUCAGAACUGUGGCAGGAACUUCCAAAUUGCUUGCCUGGUUGUUUUAAAUGAAGAUACCAGGGAUGGAUUCUGGAACCACCUGUUUGCAGAACAUGCACUGUAUGGCUAAGCGGUGGUCCUUCCCCACAGAGUUUGUUCUGUGCUUAGUUACAAGCCAUUUGCAAAAGACAGGGCGAGAGGCGUCAUGAAAACAUUUUUCUAUACCAUAUGAACCCUGUCUGAUUCCCAUACUUUGACACCGUUUAUAUAGUUCUGUAUUAAGCAUGCCUCUAAUAUUAUUGUAAUCCUUUUUAAGCAACAAACAUUUUUACUUUUAUGAGCAGUAGCUGUGUACAGUCAUGAACAAUUUCCUCCAAAGCACCUUUGCAAUGCUUUUCUAGCAGAACAUCACUUAUAAUUAGGAGACUAUUGUCUCCAUGUGUGUAACUUAGGGAAAAAUAGAGUCUUAUCAGCACAGCAAGAAAUAAAGAACAAAAGUAAGAGAUGAUGAUCAAUUGUUAUCAUAUGAGGAAUUCUUGAGUAUCUGUAUUCUUAAAUCUUUUCUGUAUUUUUAAAUACAGGCAUGCCUGAUACGAGAUAGAAAAUGAUAGAUAGAUAGAUGAUAGAUAGAUAGAUAGAUAGAUAGAUAGAUAGAUAGAUAGAUGAUAGAUAGAUAGCCAGCCUUCAGGCAUGACCUCCUCAAUAGGGAUAUCAAAUAGGGUGGCCACUUAUACAUUGCCAAAAUAGAGGAGAUGUUUCACCAUAAAGAGGAGGAGAUAAUAUACACAUACACAAUCAUCUUACCAUCAUGGGGAAGACUGUGAUCAAGUGACCUGUGUGGUUGCUCAGUUUAUGGACCAGGUGCUGACCAUUGAUGGACAAACCCAAGAUCCCUCCUGAUCUCCCUUAUUAUGGCUCUUUAUCUUUAAACUAGGACCUGCAAACAUUCCAAUAGAGAACUACCCCCUGACAGUCCUUCAAACCAAGGAUUGUCCUCUUCAAAGUGGGACACAUAGCCAUGCUAUGAACCAGCCAGUUGCUAUCUGAUAGCGGGCAGGAUAACAUCGCUUCCACCAUUCCCAAACACCAUGCAAAACAGCCACAUAUUUCUGCCUCUACAAAUCUAUCAGCGCAACAAAGGUUGAUAAGCUGAAGAGUGAAAGAGCCAAAGGAUAGCAAUAACAUACAAAUUGCUUUAAUUUUAUGAUUACCUUCAAGGUAAACUUGAGACCUUAGAAUGCAGACAUGUUUUAAGAAGCACAUACUGAGUGCUUCUGGCUUAUGUUGUAAAUCUAAGUCACCUAUCACAUUACCAACAUUCUUCCUUCCUCAAGGGAAAAAGCAAAUAAAUUUGAAACCAGUGUAAUAAAGUGGAGAAUCUAUCCAAGAAGGAACUUGUUUAUACCUAAAGAAAUGCAAGCCCACAAAAGGUUUAUUCUAAUUGGUUCGUUCUCAGUUUACCCUUGGCAUUUUUGUGUUUUCCACCAAGUGAACACACUGUACUUAGGCAAAUUUGUAAAGCUACUAUUCUUUGACAAAUUUAUGUAUUCUGUGCGAUGCCUCGUUCAAAUCUCUGCAACCAUGUUUUCCCCCAGGAGAAAAAUGGGGGAGGGGAGUGUGGGGCAAUAUAAGUUCUCAGCUUCUGUUUACUCAUGCUGUGGUUUAGGGACAGGUCAACGAUUCAGUUCCCAACAUCUAGGACUGGGCCGCCCAUGAAGCGGACUGAAGUAGCCACUUUAGGGGCCGGCACCUCCCCAUUUUGCCUCAGGUGGCAAAACGGGAUGGGCUGCCCCUGCCAACAUUUCAAGUCAGGGCUGAGAGAGCCCCCUGUCUAAAACCCUGGAGAGCCAUUGUCAGUCAGUGUUGACAAUAGUGAGCUACAUGGUGUGACUGUGUAUAAUACACCUUCCUAUGUUCCUAUCUCCCCACACUUGUUGUAGGAAUUCAGCCUCACCACAUGGUGGCUAUUGCAAAUGGAAAAUUCUUUCAGCCUGACAUAGCUAGUGGUACUAAGGUUUGCCCAGUAAAAUCUUGGAAGAUUUCCACUGCCAUUAUUCCAUGUGUCUUUUCUCAUUGGGCCUCUUAUUAAAAACCUACUUGGGGAAGAAGAUACUCUAAUCUUGCCCCUCAGAGAGAUGUUCUUUUCCCUCUCUUAUGUUUUCAACUGGUCUUGGGCUGCAAUGCCAGGCCACCUUACCUGGAAGUAAGACUCACUGAACUUUGGUUCUGAGCAGUGCACCCUAGGAUUGUACAAUUAGUUUCAUUGUCUGGGUUUCAGACUUUAGGACUUACGCCUUAAAUACCCCUUGCUUUAAAACAAACAAACAAACAAACAAACAUUUUGCACUAUCUUUGCCCAAAGAGCUGUCAUCCAGAGCUUUUGCAUGACACUUUUCCAAGGGAUGUGUUGCUGUAACUCCAAAUGCUUUCUAAUUAUUGACAGAUUCCUUUCCUUCGGUUGACCUGUUAGAAGAGUAAACUCUGAAAGCAACAUCUACUGGCUACAUCAUCUGAUAUAAUAUUAAGAGACUACGCAGUAUUUUGAAGAAUUACUGUGUAGGAAAUCGGAUGCAGAGAAUACAUUUAAUCACUGGUUGAAUUAUGGUAGCCGUGUGGCAGACGAGAGUACUUGUUUUAGGGUUUUUUUUAAGGUUUUCAUUUUCAGACACCAAAUCACUAAAGCAGCAUGCACAUAUCCUCUGACAUGAUUUUUGCAAGGAUGUAUAUCAAACAGUUAUAGACUAUAAAUCUGCUUAAAUGUACAGAAAAACACGUGGGCUGAAAAUUAAGUUGAAGAAAUUGUGCCUUAUACACAUUACUCAUUUCAGCAUAGGUUUUUUUUUGGCUAUUUCAGGAUCAAUGUUUAAUAUUAAAUCUGCUUUUCUCAGGCUGUAGUAAGUACCUACACAUGAGCAUGAUCUCUGACAUGUUAUUAGAGUGCAUAAGAAGAAGAUGACCUUUUAUAUAUUAAAUUCAUGGAUGUUCUCAAUCUAGACUGAAUAAAUAUGAAUUACAGGUUGGUUCCUGCACUACAGGUAGACCUGUGGCAGCCUGGCAGCAUCUCCUACAUCUCAAAGGGUGCAGUUACAGACAUACGUGUAUCAAGGAACAAUUCGCAAAUUCUUCUGCCUUACCUACAACAAGCAAACAUCCAAUAUACGUAAGCAUGGAUUUCAGUUCCUCUAAGGCCACCUGAUGCAUUCUGCCAUGGUUUAGGUCUGUUACAUCUAUUUUAUUUAGAAAUAUGCUCCAUUUAAUAUUGUGCCUUUUUAAUUACAAUGGCUGGAGAGUACAACAGACUUCCUACAAAACUGUUAUUUGAAUGGAAGCAUGCAGGAACUCUCUUGGGUAGACAGUUUAAUUAAAGAGUCCCCUUUAGAAUGAAAACCAGUGUCUCUUCAGUGCUCCCAUGCCUGGUUUAUUUGUUAUAUAAAUGGUAAUUAUUGCCACUGGUUCCACAGUCUGCUUAAUUUGCACUUGAAUGUUAAGUAGAAGUAUGCUGAGUAGUUGCAAGCGCACACAUGCUUUUAAAUUAUAUGCUAGGGAUACACUAGUCAAUUUCCUGUCACCAAAAAGGCCCGUGUGGAGCACAGAUUCAUUAUUAUUGUUAAUUCCUCUGCUUUCAGUAGGAAUUGCACUUAUCAUUCCACAUUGUCAUGUUUUUAAACUCCCAGCAGCAUUUGUCAGAGUUCUGUCCCUCUCAAUAGGAGCCGAUAAUUCUAAGACCAGGAUUUGUAUGUCAGGAAGAUGGAGAAAUUAGCUAAAUAACCUUUAUUCAGGAUUUUUAUAGUGGAGGUGUAUUGGGAGUGUGUAUUGAGAUGCCAUAAUGCUGUGGCGUUGUUUUCUUUUUUAAAAUGGCAGAUUGAUUUAACUAGAUCAUAGUAUGUGACACUGUUGACAUGUUUCUACUUGAGCCUUGUCUUUGCCAUGUUAGGAAAAGACUCUUAAUUCUAAAGUUAAUGGAAGUAGCACACGCUAAUGUAAUUGGCGCAAAGUAUUCUUAAUGGAGACAUCGCACAAACUUUGAACUUAGACUCCUGGAAGAUAUUGCUUGUUCAUUUGGUUUUGUGUUGCUAUUAGCUUUAACAGAUGUUGCUAUUACAUGUUCCAACUUUUCUGUAUGGCUCUGGGGGCUAAAACAUAUCUUUAAAAAACAACAACACAAGAAGUGAAGCUAGCAAGGUGCUUCUUAGAGUUUCCUUUGAGCUAUCAAAUAUUCAAGGGAGGAUGUACGGAAUGAUUUAGUUAACAAGCUAAUUAAAUUUCUAUCCCACCCAUCCUCCGAAAGGGAACCUGGGACAGCAAGAUAGCAAACACAUAACAAAUUUUGUGGGCUUGAAUAUAAGCAUUCUUUAUUUAUUCACAAUACUUCUGUAAUGCACCCAUGGAGCAAGCAGCUUACAACAGCAGUAUAAUAUCACUAUAAAAAAAUAAAAAACAAACUGGAGAAUAAAGUUGAUAUACCAAAACAAAACAAAACACAAACCCACCUCUCAGAAACACCAAUAAAUAAAUUAAAUAGGCUUUUAAAAAUUAAGGGUGGAAUUCAGUGUUGUGAUACUACAAAUGUUCUGUGUGCACAAGCAUAUCAGAACAAUCUUCCCUCUCCUCAUACACCUUAUGGGAGUUCUCCCGGCCGGUUUGGGGGUGCAGGAGGCCCAUGAUGAGAGGAGAGGGGGCAAAGCCCUCUUGCACAAGUCCUCGGCCAUUGCCCAUGGGAAAGCUGACAAGGUUUAGGCAAAGCUGAGUAGAGAAGCUAAUGCAACAAAUGGCUGAGCCCAGAUCCACUUGCAUUUUAAGGUUCAAAGAUUAACAUAUUCCAGAUUGUAGAAAGAGAUUAAUCUUCUUUCAGUUUCACAGUAACCCUUCUUUUCUGUCUGAAUGUAAUCAGGAUCUAGCAAAAAUGUGGAAGAUACUAAGUUUUUCAUUUAAACUUCAAUACUGGCUAAUUAGUUUACAUCAUGCUCUGUGAUUCCCUUAAAAAAAAAACUUCUCGGCUUUUUUCAAAGUACUGUUAUAUUUCAAAACAACUAGCUUGUUUGACAGCACAUUACAGUAUACCAGAAUUCUAUCACAACCAAUUUAGGCAGGCUUAUGACAGUGACACAAAUAGUUCCUCGACGUGUUUCAAUCUAUGUUACUUCAGCUUACCGUAACAGUGUUAUUUUCCUGCGUUUUUCUAUGCCCUUUCUUGCUUGGUCUGCAUUUAUUCAUUUUGCUUUCUUUUGACACAGCGUCCUCAUAUCUGAUCUGCAAAAAGCAGUAGAAAGGCAUAGUGGUUUGGGGUCAUCCAGGAAUCGUAGAUCAUUACCAGGAUACAGCUAUGAAAUAUAUCAUUCACUGGAGGAAGUAGGUAACAUUAAAAUGGUAUCCCAUGUAUUUGCAAGUGCAUGUCCUGGGGGAAUUAGCAAACUUGUGUUAUUUCUAGAACCUUUUAAAUAACCUUUAAAAAUAUGCAAACUAGGAAACUCUAUAAUAUGCAUUGAAAACACUUUAAGGGAUUCCUAGCCUUUGCAAUAUUGUGCUGGUUUUUCAUUUUCAUAUAUGAUAAGUUUACCAGAUAGUUUUUUCAUUGAAUCCGGGGACACUUUUCAACUUCAAUGGAUUUUGUAUGGGGGCUGAUUUGUAAAUCCGGGGACUGUUCCUGGGAAAUGGGGACGUCAAGUAACUUUAAUAUAUGAUAAGGAAAAUGAUUCAAAUUAAAAAGAUGCAUCUUGUCUCUUUUUAUUUUUGCUUUUUCAGAUUCAGAGUUGGAUGUAUCACCUGAACAAAACUCAUUCAGAUCUUGUCCACAUGUUCUGUGUUGGCAAGUCAUAUGAAGGAAGACCACUUUUUGUGCUAAAGGUAAAAUAAAAUUGAUAAAAUGUUUGUGAAGUUAUUGGCAUAUAAUGCUGUAGGGACACCCCAAUCUUUGAGUGGUGCAAAAUUGCAGUGCUUUCAUGUGCUAACCCAGAGUUCGGUUUCCUUGGAAUGAGUGAUGGCGGAGACUGUAGUGUCUUUAUGAUAUAUGGUUUAUUUGCACAUGCAUAUAUACAACCGAAGUACAAAAAGGGUUCCUCCUGAGAGGUUCAGGAUUGAAAAUGUGCGGGUGUAAUUGAGUCCCUGUUGAAUCCAGGAACUCAAAUACCUAUUGAAUCAGGCAUACAGCCUACCCAACCCACUAAACUCACAACAAUAAACAUGAAUGGCCAAGGAAAUUCUACCUAGGAACAUAGGAACAUCUUUUGAAAGUGUUCAGAAGGAGGGGAAAACAUACCAUCAAAUUUUAUUUUGUAAGAUAGUAGAGCCAGGAGCCAAAGAAUUGUUAAACUAUUUCCAUGAGUCCAGUAGGAGAUUUAAGCUUGUUUCUCCUCUUGCUGCUUCCCCCUGCGCUGCAAAGUUAAGUUCUUUUGGAACUAUCAAAAGCAGUUUAUGGUGCUCAGCUGUUUAAAGAAAAAGGAAAAAAGGAAACAAUUCCACACAAGGGUUUGACACAAGUAGUAGUUUGGACGCUGGCCUGUGUUUUUUGGUUUUGUUUUCUCCUCACUUUUGCACAUUUACUAUUGCAGCUAGGCAAAAGAUCACGCCUUUACAAGAAAGCUGUCUGGAUAGACUGUGGAAUCCAUGCAAGAGAAUGGAUUGGACCAGCAUUUUGCCAGUGGUUUGUGAAAGAAGUAAGGAUCAAUUCCCCUGUUGUAUUUUGGAAUUAGGAAAUUGUAAGUCCGGCGCAUUCAGUUUGCUGCCUUUGUAUCUGGAACUUAUUUGUAAUGGUUAACUAGGGUGAAGGUAGCCGCAUCUGUCAGAAGCAAGCUGAGGCUAGGGUGCUCUCAAACCUUAACCUUUGACAAUAUUGCUAGCACCCAUAAUGCAGCUUAAUCUGCUAUCAGCCGUUUCCUGCAUAGAUAAGGAUGAAGCGCCCUGGUACAUCCCAGUGAAUAUUGUGACUGCCAUUGUGACUAGCUGAUUUCUUGACUUAGGACCUGACUCAUUUAUGUUCAGAGAAUCUGACAAGAUCAACACAAGUCAGGAAGAAAAUCUGCUGUUUGUCUGAACGGCAGCCUGGACAGUUGUCAUGAGCUUUCACCAUGCAGCCAACAGCGUGAACUUGUUCUUCCUUAGUCUGUGGAUAAGUCUGAUUUGGGCACUACAUGAAAUGUAGAGAUUUCAGCAGCAUCUGCCACUUUUGUUUGAAGCAUAUUCUGAUUUAUUUAAACUUGGUGUCGGGGAUAGAUGAAUGUCUGAGCGGGGACAUGAAGUGCAGCAUCCAACAUGUUUGCUCUUAUUUUUCUAAUUGUAAAUUUAAUUUAAUUUAAAUAAUCUCCGUGACCCUACAACAAGAAACAUACAACAAUACUGCAGGCAAAUAAUGAGAGGUUGCAGUCUAUCAGUAAUAUAUACAAGCACUGAUUAAGAAUACCAGAUGGAGGACUGUUGUAUCAGGGCUCUCUGUUAUUGUCUUUCUUGUUACCAUUAAGUAAUGAAAUCAUACCAGACUGGCAUACAUUUAUUUGAUUUGGUUUGACCUUUAGCCUGCUUCAGUUUAUAAGGUUUUCCAUUGUUUUACCUUGUUUUAGUCUUGUAUUAUUAUAUUGUUUCAACCUAUUCUGAGACUUUAUGGUAAAGGAUGGGUAAGAAAUCCAAUAAAUAACUCCCUACACCACCAUCAAAUGGUUCCCAUUCACAGAAUGAGAGUUGUGUUCAUGGAAGGGGUCCAACCAUGAGUGCAAUUAUUCUGUGAACAGAGGCGCUUUCCAAUGACAUCACCAUAUCCAGAAAUUUUAUUUCUCUAAGCUGCACUAGAAAACCAUUCUGCACUGGAUCCAGAUUUUGCCUUCCAUGGACAGAAAGACUCUUUCUGACCACAGAAGGCAUUUGAUCCAGAAGAGAGAUCCCUCCAGCAGAGGUUUGGGGGUGUACAAGUUUUGCAGAUUCCCCUGCCAGUGGGGAGUAUAAAAAUGUACAGUGGUACCUCGGGUUACAUACGCUUCAGGUUACAGACUCCGCUAGCCCAAAAAUAUUACCUCGGGUUAAGAACUUUGCUUCAGGAUGAGAACAGAAAUUGUGCUCCGGCGGCGCAGCAGCAGCGGGGGAGGCCCAUUAGCUAAAGUGGUGCUUCAGGUUAAGAACAGUUUCAGGUUAAGAACGGACCUCCGGAACGAAUUAAGUACUUAACCCAAGGUACCACUGUAUUUGGGGAAUAUUUGGUGGGUAGUUUUUGCUCGGUGGUAAAUCUAACACAAGGUACUGUUUUAAAUGCAGUUUGCCAGUUACCCUUGAAGGGAGUAAAGACAUAGCCUAGCUCACUUACUUGGGUCACCUGGAGCUAUUUGCUUUCUUGCCAUCUUGGUUCAGUGCACUCUUUUUGCUCGUGCUGUGUACUGCACACACAGGGGCGUAGGACGGGGGUGUGGGCCACCCGGGUGUCAUCCUUGAGGGGGGUGACAGAAUGGCACACAGCGGGGUUUGGCACUUACCGCGGGGCCUGGCUUGCAGUGCGCAUGAGCCACGUGUCUCUCCUGGGAGUGAAGUGGUGGCUCGGGGCCCCACGCUGCCCGAAACAGCAGCAUGGGGCUUGCUUGCGUCUGCCCGGCGGACUCUGUGGGCAGCUCGCUGCGCCAUCCCCUGGGCAGAUUGCCGCGGCGCUCCUGUGGGUGGCUAACCCCACCCCUGCCGCUCCUGGUGCCAGAGCAGCUAGCUACACCCCUGCACACAGUGAUGUAGCUCUUACAUGUUGCUCUCUAUGCACUGAUAUGUGGCGAAUUUUCCAGUCCUUUUGAGAUGUAUGUGAUGGUUGGACAGCUGAACUAGGGUUAGGAAGACCAUGGUUCAAAUUUCUACUCAGCUAUAAAGGGAAAGGGACCCCUGACCAUUAGGUCCAGUCGUGACCGACUCUGGGGUUGCGACGCUCAUCUCGCUUUAUUGGCCGAGGAAGCCGGCAUACAGCUUCCGGGUCAUGUGGCCAGCAUGACUAAGCCGCUUCUGGCGAACCAGAGCAGCGCACGGAAACGCCGUUUACCUUCCUGCCGGAGUGGUACCUAUUUAUCUACUUGCACUUCGACAUUUCUAACUGCUAGGUUGGCAGGAGCAGGGACCGAGCAACGGGAGCUCACCCAUCGCGGGGAUUCGAACUGCCGACCUUCUGAUCAGCAAGUCCUAGGCUCUGGUUUAACCCACAGUGCCACCCACAUCCCCUCUACUCAGCUAUAAUGCUCACCAAAUGGCCAUGGCUCAGUCAUUGUCUUGCAGCUUAACCUUAUCUCACAGGGUUAUUGACAGGAUAAAAUGGUUUGGGAUAGGGAGCCUUGCACACCUUCUCACUUCCUUGAAGAAAGGGAGGAGAUAAAACUGUAAUAAAUAUGAAAUAUGUUCAGCAAUGAUUAGCUUGCUAAGCAUUCAUUUAAAAGAUAGGGUGCACUACCUGCUGUUGCCACAGUGAGGCAUGCCAUACAUGCUUUUGCAAAUAACUAUGGCAGUUUCCAAAUCUUUGCCAUGACAUUGUGUGUUCAUCUACUUCAAAACAAUACAAGGAAUACAGGAGGAGAAUAAAUAUAGCAUAACUGGAAGGUGUACAGCAAGAGUGGCUAACCUUUGGCCCUCCGGCUGUUAUGGGACUACAACUCCCAUCACCCAUCACAUUCUCAGAGUAGUUCAAGUGCCGAUCUCUCUUCCCAGGGAGUUCUGGGAACUGUUGUUCUGUGAGGGGAAUAGGGGGUCUUCUAACAACUCUCAGCACCCUUAACAUACUACAGCUCCCAGAAUUCUUGGGGGAAGCCAUGACUGCUAAAGUGCUACCAUAGAGCUUUAUAUGUAUGGUGGGAAUGUGGCCUAAAUCUAGGGUCAAAUGUUAUCUAGCUGCACCACUGUGCUGGAGAUGUCAUUUGAACGCUGUUUCUGGCAGCUAAAAGCUAUAUUGCAUUUUAUAAAAAUUGUCCUCCUCGGCAUUUCCUUUGGAUGAGCCAAGUUGCUGUGUCAGUCUCUCAGAGUGCAAUAUUCCAUAAUUUCCAGUACCACAAAUAUACCAAUAUCUCUAACCUUGCUGCAGAAAGUACAAACCUAAUCAGUUCCCUUAUGUAACAAGUGAUGCUAUGGGCUUUUUACGAUUAAAACAGUUUUGUUUUUUUAAAUUCAGUUAUAUAUUGUUUUCAGUUUCACAUGCAAUCAUUAUGGGACAUGGCAACUGAAUUUAAUUCUGAAUGAAAAACAUUCAUGGACAUAAAUGAAGUUUUAUAAACCUGAUUUUGGGGGGUGAGGGGGAGAUGGGCUUCACAGUAGAAGCUCCUGCACGAAGGAAUUUUCAAACAACCAUCACCAGACUGCUGUGAAAUUAUUAAUCAGUGGGGCAUAGACAUCCCAGAAUCCAUUAAGUUUUAAUGCUCUUCCAUGUAUUUUACUUGCAAAUAUGAAUUGUUGCGAGGCAAAUAUACUUCUGUAUGCCAUAAUGAAUCAGUUCAGCAUCCAUGGAUCAUAGUAGUGCUCAGACCCUGUAGACUGCAGUAGUAGACCUAGUUAUCUGCAGAUUGUUAGCUGUGCUCUUAAAUCUCUAUCUACUUACUAUUUUAUUUGUUGACCUAGGCCUGACUCAGGCUGGAGUGGGAGCUGCUUCCAGGUCAUCUGGUUCCAUGUUGCCCAAUAAUAUCUGAAGACAGGAACUAGAUUAAUGGCACUGGAAUGGUGGUUUUUUUUACGCCAUUCCAGAAUAGUGGAACUUUGGCAACAAAGAAGUAGAGUUUCUUUUUAAUGGCAUUAUCCUAGUUUGUGGAUGCCUGUCUUAGUAGAACUUUGCUUGAGCACCAAAAUCUAUCUGAGCUCUAGCAUGCCUUAUGUUUCUAGUCCUGCUCUGCAGUUCUGAUUAUUACUUCGUGUGUCCCGUCCCCCCCGAAGCUGAUUGAUAUAUAUAUAUAUAUAGAGAUAUAUAUAGAUAUAUAUAUAUAUACACACACAUAUAUAUAUAUAUGAAUGAAGGGUUCAGGAUGGUUCCUAUGGGUUUUUGAUUACAAACAUUACUUUGAUUAUUCUUUUGCCCAUUCAUAGGCUCUCCAGACCUAUCAAAGUGACCCAGCCAUGAGAAGAAUGUUAAAUCAACUGUAUUUCUACAUCAUGCCUAUUUUUAAUGUGGAUGGAUACCAUUUUAGCUGGACCCAGGUAAGUCAUGUUUCCAGCAUUAAGGUAUUAGUAGAGUUAGAAUUCAGUAUAUAUUUUUACUGAUAUCCUCCUUGUAGAGCAGCAGUAAAACUGCUAGCACAUUGUAGGAUCUGGAAUGGUUUAAAAUUGAAUGGGGGACUGCAUGUUGAGAUUUCUGCAUCGCAGGGGGUUGUACUAGAUGACCCCUAGGGAUCCCUUCCAACUCUACAAUUCUGUGAUUCUACGAAUGCAGUCAAGGACAGGUAAUUUGCAACAUGCUUGCAUUUAACUCGUGCACAUUCAGCUUUAUGUACUUGGCCAAAGUAAAAAAUAAGGAAGAUAGCGGACAUCCAGGAACAAGGACUUUGGCAAUCCCACCCACCAUUGAACCUAAUGUGUUUUGACUAUACACAGUUCUGGCUUUACGGACUAUCCCUGGAACUUAACCCCAGCAUAAGUUAAGAGCCGCCUGUGUUUCAAAAUAUGUGUUUGGGGAGGGAGUUCAUGAAGUAUCUUUACAAGAAUUUGUUAAUAUGCACAUGAUGCUUUUUUUACCAAUAUAUAUGUUGUCUUUCCAUGUUCUAAACAAUUAUGGAUAGGAUCGAUUUUGGAGAAAAACAAGAUCAAAGAAUUCAAGAUUCCGUUGCCAUGGCGUAGAUGCCAAUCGUAAUUGGAAGGUGAAAUGGUGUGGUAAGUCUAGAAUUAGCCUGUAUUUGAAUUAGCAAGCUAUGGAGCAAUUUUAUUAUCUAGGAUAUUAAAGUGCACUGCAAAUUUUUAUUGGAUAUGGUCCAGGUUGCGAAGCAAAUCAAACCAUGGUUAACAGUUUCACUAUAAACACAGAGAUCAAUCACACUUCACUCCUCACCUGGUGCAAGCAGAAAGAAAGAAGCAACAAUCCCUGGCCUAGAAUUAUAUCCAUGCUUAAAUGCAAGUCCCACUGGGGCAGCUCAGUCAGCCCCGCUCUUUCCCCCCCGUAUUCCAUUGGCAGUGUGCGUAUAUGGCGGGUGUGGGAAGGGGCACUGAUGCAGGAUAGAAUGUCCCUAUUUUUAUUUGAGGAAUGUUGGGGGAUAUGCCAUCGGACUUUGCAGUUUAGCGCUGUAGGCCUCAAUAUGGGACUAGAUGUAGGCAUAAUAACCCACUAGAGAACUACAAAGUUUUGUGGGUUUCAAAUAAUUGAUGUGACCAGUGCUUUUUUCCCUAAAAAAAUGUUUAGGGGUACUCUCAUUUUCCUGUUGUCGUGUCCGACUCUUCGUGACCCCAUGGACCAGAGCACGCCAGGCACUUCUGUCUUCCACUGCCUCCCACAGUUUAGUCAAACUCAUGCUGGUAGCUUCGAGAACACUAUCCAACCAUCUUGUCCUCUGUCGUCCCCUUCUCCUUGGGCCCUCCAUCUUUCCCAACAUCAAGGUCUUUUCCAGGGAGUCUUCUCUUCUCAUGAGGUGGCCAAAGUAUUGGAGUCUCAGCUUCAGGAUCUGUCCUUCCAGUGAGCACUCAGGGCUGAUUUCCUUAAGAAUGGAUAGGUUUGAUCUUCUUGCAGUCCAUGGGACUCUCAAGAGUCUCCUCCAGCACCAUAAUUCAAAAGCAUCAAUUCUUCAGCGAUCAGCCUUCUUUAUGGUCCAGCUCUCACUUCCAUACAUCACUACUGGGAAAACUCAUUUUCCUACUCAUAUUGAAAUACUGCCCCUCAAUGAGGCCAAACUUAGAUUCACAAAAUGUUUAGGGGUAUGCAUACGCCUGCGUCCCCCCAGAAAAAAAGCAUGGUAUGUGACUAAUCAGCAGCCUGUGUAUGCAAUUAAUAAAAAUUUUAAUAAAAUUUAUUACCUUACCAUUUGUAUAGCGCUUUCAAGUGUUCAAAGUGGUUAACGUUUAUUAUUUAGCUGUAAUACAUACAACAUCCCUGUAAAGUCAAGUCACUAUUGCUAUUACCUUCCAUAUUGCAGAUGGGAAGGUUGAAGCCAAGAGCUAGAGUAGAUUGCCAAUGGCUACCUGCUGUGUUCAAAACGAGAGAUGAGAUUCAAAGCAGGAACUUCCUGAUUCACAGCUUCACAUCUUAGGCCCAUUCUAAUUAAUUUAUACUUAAUUAGUUCAUAUUAUAGCCUAAAGAAGCUGAGAGUCUGCCUCACGGUUGCCUAGUGAAUCUAUGCCAGUGCCUCUGGUCUCCUUCAUUCCUUUAAUCCCCUGUUGCACAACAAAACAGAAGAGAAUGAAGUGAGUAAAUUCUUUAAUUCUGAAACUCAGUUGCCUUUUUUUGAAGACAUGAAGAACAGAUUUGCAUCUGGUUGGCUCUCUUAUCUAUAUAUUGCUUGUUAUUACAUCAAAUGUGUUCAACCCAGGCGGGAAUUCAUCCCUCAUUUCAGUUAGUUUUUACCUUUCACAUCAAUAUACACGUCCGUGCUUGCUCUGCUCAGAUGGCACUCCCAUGUGCAUCCCCCCCCCAAAUGUGCCGUCCUAUAGAUACCUGAUUCUUAGAACAGUCCUUUUUUGAUGUCAGUGAUUUUUCAGAAGUAAAAUGGAGACAUAGAACUGCUGCAUAUUUGCCCAAGGAUACAAUGCAAGCCAACAUCUAUGCCAGAAUUAGAGCUUGAAAGUCCUUUGCUCCGAAUCCCAUGAACAUUUGUCAUCUUACAUUGCCUCUCUCAAAGAGACAAAAAAAAAACCUGAACAGGGAAGUCAUAGUUUGUAUUAUCUUGACCUGUUUUUAUUCAGAAAAACAACCUUCACUCUGUGUUCUCAUGGAGAUGUCUUAGUUCCAUCUCCAGUUUCCAGGCCUUGAAAUUCUUAACAGGUGCCUGAGGGCAGGUAGGUUUUGAGCACGAAUCCUGUUUUUGCAUUUCUUCUGCACAUGUUUGGCAUUCAAUGAGCGAGACUGUUUCUUUUCCUUUAAGGCAACAUUUCUGUGUCAGCUCUGUUUCUCUUCCUUUCUGGCAUAAGCACCUUGACACAGCGCUUACCUCUUGUGGCUCACUCCUUACUCUAAUGCAAGUAGAAAUAUCUCCAGAUUUGGCUUUGCAGUCUAUGGUACACAUGGGAUGGAGUUAUUUGUUUCAUUUGUGUCUCUCAUUUUACUAAUGACAUACAUAUAGGCAACAUUAUUACACACCCAGACUGUUUAUUUUUGAGAAGCUCAGUUGUAGAUCAUAUGGUUGGAAAGCAAAACGUCCCAGGUUUUAAAUAUACAUAUUAUUAUUAUUAUUUUUAUGGAAAACAACAUAGAAGCUGGUAAAUUCUCCUCUGGCACAAAUCCAGAUUUGGGGUCCAGGGUUUCUGGUAUCUUGAGGCUAGGGGAGCUGGGGUUAUAGUUUAGUGGUGGUUCUCUUCCAUUGGCACUAUUGGGCCCUCAGACUCUGUGUCUGAGUCUCUGGGUUUAUGACAGAAGGAGAUAAUGCUAUCUCUCUCAGCCUAUGUAGUUGGGACAUUACAGGUUAUCCACCAUUCCAUCUCUUUGCAUCAAUAUGAAAGCCACUAUCAAGUUUUUCAACCCAUACGCUCUGUUUUCGUUCCUUCAUCCAUCUCAAGAAAGCACAACAUAUCGAGUUCACUUUAAUGAUUGUCUCCUGCAGUGGGAGAUGAACAAUUCAACCAUCUUCUGAAACAACCUUGUAGAGCAAUUCUGUCAUUUCCUGGAUUUUUAUUGUCUUGUUGUGACAAGUAACUCUGGCAUUCAACAGUAGCUGACAUUUACUGCAUUCCUUUUUAUCCUUCCCCACCUAAACUCGAAAACCUUAUCUGAAUGAAAAACAUUAGAUAAUAUAGUAAUAAUAUAAGGAACAGCAUAGCAGUGCAUGGCAGCUAGCAUUUCUCUUUUAAUAUUUGUGUUCCUCAUAAUUGUGGGGAUGAUACAGGAGUAGUACACAGAGAUUCUAUUGGUUCGAUAGGAAAUUGGAACAGCUGCUAUCAGCUUAGCCUACCAAAGUUAAGUAUACAAUUUACCUGAGUCAGCUGCAAAUCAUAGCUAGUAAAAGAAGAUUGAGGUUAAUCAUCCCAUAUAUAAAUGCUGUAAAAUAAUGGUUGAAUCCAUCUAAAAAUAAUAAUUUAUUGCUUUAUUUCUGUCUGAAAGAAUCCUCUCCUGACUUUGUAACCUUAAGGAAGUAACCAUCUGAGGUAGGCCAUGCAAUAACAGCUGCCAGGUGUUUUUACAUGAGUAGAACGUGUGCUUUUAUUUAAAACGCAUCUCUGGGUUAUUUGUGGGGACAUAGGAAUUGGUUCAUUUUCCCCCCAAAAAAUAUAGUCCAGCCCCACACAAGGUCUGAGGGACAGUGGACUGGCCCCCUCCUGAAAAAGUUUGCUGACCCCUGUUGUAAAUUGUAGUUACAAGAUCUAAUCGAAGACUGGGUCUAAUCGAAGACUGGGCAGCUAUAUUGCAUUGUGCCAUGUUCUCAGGCAGUAGCAAAUUGGUUUUGUGGCCCCAUCAGAGAAUCCCAUCACAUAUGAGACUUGGAGUCUCUACUGCAACAAAGGAGCCAUAAGUCAGCCAGACAAUAUGCGAAUAGCUAGCGAAAGCUAGAAGGUUUGAAAACAACUGAAUUAUAGCAUUUGAUAAGAAAUUAGGAGGUGAUUCUCUUGAGUUAGAUUACUUGGUGGCUGUCUGUUUAGCAGAGAGUAUACCACAUGCCCUCACUACCACAUCUGAGAUCAGACAAAGAUAAUAUUUGCAUUUUUUCACUGAUGGCCAUGAAGAGGAGUUCUCGUGUCUUAGUUCCUCAGACUAUGCAAGUGCUAUUUAGCUACUUCUGAGUUAUUAUGCUAAUUAUAUAGCCUAUUAUACUUCAUAUUUUUAAGGAUUGUCAUGCAAUGCUGGUUCUCAUCCCCUUACUAUUUAAAGUACAUUUUAUGCAAAUGGUAUUUAUUAAAAGGAGUGUUUAAUAAGCCCCUUGCGGCAGCAAAAAUGCAGCAGUCAAGGUCUCAUUGUUAUGCAGAAUUCCUGGGAAAAAUAUAUUUUUGUGUGUGAAACCCAAGCCAGUUACACAAAGAGCAUAAAGGACAUCAUGCUAACCAUUAACAGAUCAGAAACUGGUAAACCUCCCUGUGACUAAGCCAUGGUUAGUGUUUUGGGGAUGUUGCAUCUGCACUCCUGUAGUCGUAACAUAUAUGCUGGUACAAACAAAAACUCCAUCCAUUUCUGUUCUUUUAAUUGGCAUGACUAUUCUGAAGUAUUGAAGCUACUACAAGAAAGGCUUCAGGCACUAUCCAGCCUGGUUUAAAUAACACCUUCAGUUUAAACAGCUGCAGUGGAAGGGCUUCAAGUUCUGAUUUAGGCCAAAUCCUUUGUCCAAACAGAUAAAAAAAAACCUGUGUGCAACUCAACGUUGGAGGACAGAGCUGCUGUGUCAUGCAGCGCGCGCACACACACACACACACACACACACCCAUCUAAGUGAUCUUGUUGACCUCAGGUGCACUGUCCCUUUGCCAGGGUUGAAAGUGAGAUUCAGCAGUCAGCAUAUAUAUAUAUAUAUUCACCUUUGCCCAGCCCAAUAUAUUUUGCUGCCUGAAUGGUACCUCCACCAUUCAAUGCACAGAAGAAACGCACUAGAAUGGCAGUUCCCCAGAAAUGGAAACAGGAAGAAAUUCCAACGAAAGAAGAAUGGCAGACGAAAUUAAUGGACUAUGCAGAAUUGGACAAAAUGACGGAAGGAAGGAUUCGAAACCUGCGGGACCAGAGAUUUACAGAAGAUUGGAAGAAGUAUAUGAAUUAUUUGAAGAGCAACUGUAAUCAACAAAUUACGCUAGUAGGACUACAAGAAGUUUUGUAAGGAGAAAUAUACGAAGUGUUACAAAGUAGAAAAAGAUAGAGAUAUUGGUUAUGAGUUUGAAAUGUAAUAGGGAAGAUAAGAAAUGUAUACUGAGAGAUCAGAUUGAAAAUUUUCAGACAGGAUUGAUGGAAGUCAAAAAUUUGAAUAAGAUGUAAAAGUAUGUUUAAUUACUGUUGAAAAUGAUAUGUUAAAAAAACUAAUAAAAAAUUAUAUAUUAAAAAAAAAAAAGAAUGGCAGUUCAAUCUUACUUUCCACAUGGGCAAUAGGAUAAUGUCCUCCAGUGCACCUGAGGACAGUAGGAUAGUUAUGGGGGUGCAGGACAAGCCAUGUGGCUCGCACCACUCUGUCCUCUAGCAGCUCCUUCUGCUGCCCAGCAGCAUUUGCUGAAAGAUGCUGUUACCUUACUCUCCCUAACAUCAGCCCUGCCUUAGCCUCAAGCAUCAAAGUGGUUUUGGCCAACUGGUCCUUUCUAUUCCUUUUUUUUUGUUUGUUUGUUCAAGAGAGUUUAUUUUAAUAAAAAUAGAGCCCCAUCAGCACCAGCACAAUGUCUGUGGGUGUUUUCCUGGCUUGCGUCCAAUUUAAAUGUUGUGGGUUUAAUUUGGUCUUCUUUUUCUUUUCAACACGCAGAGGAAGGGGCUUCCACCCACCCCUGCGACGACACAUACUGUGGUCCUUUCCCUGAAUCUGAGCCAGAAGUGAUGGCUGUAGCUCACUUUCUUCGCAAACACCGGAAACAAAUAAAAGCUUACCUGUCCUUUCAUGCGUAUGCCCAGAUGUUGCUGUAUCCCUACUCUUACAAGUAUGCGACUAUUCCAAAUUUCAGCUGUGUGGUAAGUAUGGGAUUUGAAGAAUUUUGAAUCCUUGCAGAUCACUUUGAAUUUGAAGAAAUUACUGUACUUUUCCAUGUAUAAGACAAUGUUUUUCUAUUUAAAAGUUAUGUAAAAAAAUGGGGGUCAUCUUAUACAUGGAUAGUCUAUAGCAUUGUUUCCCAACCUUGGGUCUCCAGCUCUUUUUGGACUACAAUUCCCAUCAUCCCUGACCACUGGUCUUGCUAGCUAGGGAUGAUGGGAGUUGUAGUCCAAAAGGAGCUGAAGACCCAAAGUUGGGAAACAGUGGUCUAUAGGGGGGACGUGAGAUUGGUUGCUGCCGCGAGCCAGAGAUUGUCUGCAGCUAUUGGGCGGGUUAUUGGUGGCUGCGGCAAGGAGUGGUGUUGACUAGCUGUCGCUGCGGGCGAUUGGAGGGGACAGAUGAUGGGUGACUUGCAAUGUGUGCGAGUGGCAGCAUAUGUCAGGCAGGUGAGCGAUUUUCCGGAUUCCCCCCUAAAAAAAGUUCAGCAACUCUGGGCAAUCUCCCCUCAUUUUCUUAAUUUGGAUUCCCCAAAAAUAGGGGGCGUCUUAUGCUCACCUCACAGAGUGUUUGUUGUGGGGGAGGAAGGGAAAGGAGAUUGUUAGCCGCCUUGAGACUCCUUAGGGUAGUGAUAAAGCGGGAUAACAAAUCCAAACUCUUCUGCUGCUGCUGCUUGGUGUGUGGCUAUCAGUUCAAAGUACAUAUACUUCAUAUUUAUGCAUGGGCAUAUCAUCCAAUGUAAUUGUUAUAUGAUCAGUAAUGAAUACAAUAAGCAAUAAUGCUUCAUUUGAGGCUCCAAGAGAGAUAGUGCAAAACAUUAGGAAUCUUGUAGAUUUUGUGGCGCCGGGUCUGACAGGAGUUAGAUGAGUGCCCAAAAUACUGUGACAAAGGCAGACAGGGAUUUAAAAAGCCAAUCAAAAAUGCCCAUGUGUACUUAACUUGAGGUUAGACUCUGUUUCCUUGCCUCCUUAAACUUCAGUCAGUGCUUUCACUAUCCAUAUAGCUAUGCUAACAUCUGUUCUAUGGGAAGAGAAUGUAUUAUGGGAAUUGCUAGGCAACAGAUUACGUGCUCUCAGUCAGUGCUACUUGCAGUUGAGAAGGGAACCUCUGAAGCAAUGCAACUGAUUGCUUGGUCUAAGAAUAUUUUGAAGGAUACCAAAAACAUGUGAGCCAAAGAGGUGCAUCAGAGAUCAUUUGCAAUAUCACAGAGGUGGCCAGAGCAUCAUUCUUGGACCAAAGUCAGGGCUUGGUGCAAGAUAUGCCCUGCUCUUCUCCACACUUGGCAGAAAGGUGGAGACUGUUUGGUCUCCAGUGGAUCCCCUGUAUUAUAUGCACAUUCUCUGUCCAGUAGCAAAUUGCAGCACAGCACGAGGCACAGCAGGAGAACAACACCCUCAUGUCAAGAGAUAUGUCAAAAGGCCAUGUCACUCUGUUUUCACAUUGGUGGUGAGGAAUAAGGAAACAUGAUGGAGAACUGCAAUAAAAGGUCGCAAGCCAUCAAGCGCACUUGCACAAAUAUCAAAUAACCAAUGCAGUUGCACAGAAAACAAAAGAAAGGCACAUUUACCCAUGCCGUCAACAACCAUGUAAGAUGUGAUCUCAGUUUAUUGUGAACGGCGCUGAGCUGCAAAGGAGAAUCACAAAGGAUUUCCUUUCCAUUUCCAUCCCCUGAGGCAAACUUCACAAGCACCAGAUCCUCAGAUUUAUUUUGCAUGUUGAGAUUGGCCAACAGAUGAAAGCUUUACCAUGGGCUUCAGUAUUCAGAAAUGAGGGGACUCUUUAAUAAUUCCUGAGCUGAAGGCAAACAGGCUUCUGUCCAGCAUACUAGACGGAACUGUGCAGCCAGCCACUCUUUGAAUUAGUGCACUAAAUUAUUUAGGGCUUUGAAACUGGAGAAAAGGAUACACAACUCCCCACAUUUAAGUCUUGUCUUUGACUGCGUUUUACAGCGCAGACAUGUGCAUGUGUAGUCUAUUUCAGUCUUUUGGGGAGAUGGUUAUUUAAUUUAUAAAACUAUUUGUUUCAGUAACCAUGGUCAGGGGAUCUGAAGUGAAGUUGUAUGACCGUGGGAUUGGGGGUGGGACUGGAGCUUAAACCAACCCUUAGUCUACUACUGAAAGGGUCAUCAGUAUCUUGGGAUAGGGUUUGUUGAGGAUUCACAGCAACGAUGCUCUCGGGAACAAACUUGCAAUAAAAAGUCAUUUUAUUUUGUUUAAAUAUAGAAUUAAAAGGUAUUCACACAGAGUGGUGCAUGCUCUAGUUAUCUCUCACUUGGACUACUGCAAUCCGCUCUGCGGGGAUACUUUUGAAGGUGACCUGGAAACUACAACUAAUCCAGAAUGCGGCAGCUAGACUGGUGAUUGGUAGCGGCCGCCGAGACCACAUAACACCGGUCUUGAAAGACCUACAUUAGCUCCCAGUACGUUUCUGCGCACAAUUCAAAGUGUUGGUGCUGACCUUUAAAGUCCUAAAUGGCCUCAGUCCCAUAUACCUGAAGGAGCAUAUCAAUCCCCAUCGUUCUGCCCGAACACUGAGGUCCAGUGCCGAGGGCCUUCUGGCGGUUCCCUCGCUGCAAGAAGCCAAGUUACAGGGAACCAGGCAGAGGGCCUUCUCGGUAGUGGCACCCGCCCUGUGGAACGCCCUCCCACCAGAUGUCAAAGAGAAAAACAACUACCAGACUUUUAGAAGACAUCUGAAGGCAGCCCUGUUUAGGGAAGCUUUUAAUGUUUAAUAUACUAUUGUAUUUUAAUAUUUUGUUGGAAGCCGCCCAGAGUGGCUGGGGAAACCCAGCCAGAUGGGCGGGGUAUAAAUGAAUUAUUAUUAUUAUUAUUAUUAUUAUUAAGAAGUCCUACUCACAGCAGGCCUAUUGAAGUUAAUGGACAUGGCUAACUUAGGUUCAUUGAUUUCAAUGGGUUUCCUGUGAGUAGGACUUAGUUGAACACAGCCCUUUAUUUUUAUUUAUUAUAUUAAUAUCCCACCAUGGAACUUGGGGCAGCAUCACUCCCAGGCAGUCAUUCAUCCAGACACUGUCUCAACAGAGACCUGAGCUGAAGCACAAAGUACUUGCAUUUGGACAGUCACUACAUACACACACACACACACACACACACACAUCCUCAUCCACAAAACACAUCCAAAGGAGAAACCAGGGGUGCUUGAGGAAUUUGAUUUCUAUAGAUUCUGAUGCAAAUUGACACCUUCUGGAUGAAUGUGUGAAUUGGUAUGGUAUCUUUCUGAUUUUGCUCUUCUCCAAAUUUGCAAAAGCAAAUAAUAAUCAAAUUGAGAUAAAUAUGUAUGUCAAUACAUAUUUUGAGAUAGAACAGGUUACUUCAAUACAUGUUUAAAUAUAAAUGUUCAUGCAUUUUUGUGUGUAUAUAUAUAUAUAUAUAUAUAUAUGAGAUUAAUGUGGAAACAGGACAAAAUGAACCUUAUGAAUGAACAUCUGCAGUACCGACAUGGAUCAGAAACAGACCGUUCUGUCCAUCCCUGGUUUCCAUAUAUGGAUCAGCAAUGCAUAAAAUUAGUGACCUCUCAUAUGGCAACCUAGUUAACAGAUGUGGAACUGCAGGCGCAUCCCUAUUUAGAAGCCUAGAAUCUGUCUUCCCAUGAUAGCACAACAGGGCUCACUCAGCCUCCUGCUUCUUCUUCUGUGGUUCCCUGUAUGAGAAUAGCACUUAGACGAGAGAAUAAAACUUGAGGGGAGAAGAAAGAAUGGGAAUGCAGCUAUUUCUGUCUCCACAGUCCAUAUUCUUCCACUACCAUCAGUCCUGUCGCCAUUUAUAAUAUUUAUAAAUCAAUAACUGUAAUGAGCUUUACAGAAUACAAGGGGACUGAUCCCCACCUUGAGGAAACAACCCAGGAAAGAUGCAGAGUUCACAGGGAAAGAACAUCCAGUUCUUUCAGCUGCACAUGAUUAGGCUGCAAGCUUGAAUUCAGUGGGGCUUCCUCUAUGUAAGCAGGGUUAGGAUUACUUAUUACAGGGUAAGUUGUGGGAACUGUGAUAAAUUAUGGGUUGAGCUAAAGCCUUUGAAUGAAGAUGGUGGUGGUAUCGGACAGGUGUUUUGGGAGGCAAUUCUAAGCCUCCAGGGCAGCAUGGGAGAAAGGGUGGAGUCUUUUGAGGGAGGAGAAGAACUACCGGUAGUUCAGACACCGAAGCUGGAGAAGCAAAGAUCAUGGGCAGGAUGUAUUGAAGGCCAUGGAGGACUUUGAAAGCACAGUCAAUAAGCUUGUGCUGGAUCUGGGAGUGGACAGGAAGCCAGUGUAAGGUUCUCAAUGAGUGGCGUCUCACGACCAGAGUGACAAAUGAGGUGAAUGGUUUUGGGAGCCAAACCCUGCUUGGGUGUGAGGGAACCAUGGUAAGGCAGCAGAAGACCAGAAUGGAAAUCAUACUGCAUAGAAAAAUGUAUUAGAACCAUUUAGUAAUAGAUGUGUGACAGAAUGGUUGUUAUCCUUGUGGGCAAGUAGCUACACAUUUCUUCAACUAUUUUACCUAGUACUGAAUGCUCUGAUGGUGUUUCCUGCUUGGCAGGGGGUUGGACUCGAUGGCCCUUGUGGUCUCUUCCAACUCUAUGAUUCUAUGAUUCUAUGAAUAAAUUCCACCUAUUUCUUCGUGCCAUGGCGGACAUCUGCUGUGACUCUUCAUAACUGUUACCGCCAGCUCUCUAGAGGUAUCCAAAAAUGUCAGCACGUCUGGGCACUCUGUAUAUACUCUCUCAUUUGAUUCUUAAAUGUAAAAUAUAUAGCAGUACAGAAGCAGAGUUUCAGCAGUUCCCUUAUCUGUAACAUCAUAAUUAAGUUUUUUGAAAGUUGGUUCCCGUCACAGACUGGCUGUUGCAACUGCAAAAUAUAAUUCAGGGAUAUUUCUGCAUAGUGAAUGGUUCUUGUCAAGAUAAAUCCCUUUCUUUUUCAUAUCCUGGACAGAAACAACUCUGCUACUGAAAUCACUUAAAUAUAAUGAUAUUCUGAGUGUUUCCACGAGCCCAGCCUUGUCACUCUGGAACUGCAUCUUGUUGAGUGUGAACUGGAUGAAGAUUCUCAGUAGACAUCUGAAAAGUAGCCUUAAUGGCAUGAAGAUCCUGGGAAUCUGGGGCAGGUACCAGUGUACCACCCACCUGUCAAAGUUAACCUGCAGGCAUGGGAGAAGAUAAAGAUCUGGCAUGCUGGACCAAAAGAUUCCCCCCUCUUGCACAAAAUUAACUAUUCUCAUAAGGUGAAUUGGAGACCCGUUGGAAGCAGAGCAUGAAGUUCCAGGGAGGGGUAGGAUCUUACUUUUUCUGCAGCCAACCCAUGCAUAGAUUGUAAGCAACCAGGCAGAGGAUCCUUGCUGAUUUCUUUAAUUGCCCAGUCAUUCCAGGGACACACGCUGUGGUCUAAACCAGUGAGCCUCUUGGGCUUGCUGAUCAGAAGGUUGGUGGUUCGAAUUCCCACAAUGGGGUGAGCUCCCGCCGCUCUGUCUCAGCUCCUGCCAACCUAGCAGUUUGAAAGCACACCAGUGCAAGUAGAUAAAAAGUUACCACUGCGGCAGGAAGGUAAACUGCAUUUCCGUGUGCUCUGCUUUCCAUCACGGUGUUCCGUUGAGCCAGAAGCAAUUUAGUCAUGCUAGCCACAUGACCCGGAAAACUGUCUGUGGACAAAUGCCAGCUCCCUUGGCCUGAAAGCGAGAUGAGCGCCCCAACCCCAUUGUCGCCUUUGACUGAGCUUAACCAUCCAGGGGUCCUUUACCUUUUACCUUACCAUUCCAAUAUGAUCUAAGAAGAAAGGGGAAGAUAGAAAACAAACCUUUUCUUCUUUGUUCAUCCUUGUUCACUGCUUUAAGGGUGGGGUCACAGGCAUCCUUUCUUAUGCCUACUUUAAUGCCAUUGUUCAAAUUAGUAUCUAAGUCCACAAAUCCUUACAUGCAGUGACAGGCAACAGGCAUAUGGCAGCAUACAAAGACCUCAGCCUGCUAAAAUAUGAACCAGAUUAUUUAUGCUGGGUUUUGGAAGCUUUGAAAUGGGAAUGAAGUAAAAACAAGUUUGAGGAACGUUGUCCUAAAUUGUUGGAUGUUACUUGAAAUUCUGAGAUAACUACAAUUGUUUCUCUCAUUCUCUGUUUGUUUGUUUGUUUUGUUUUGUUUUGUUUUGUUUUGUUUUGUUUUGUUUUGUUUUGUUCCCUUCCCAGGAAUCUGCUGCUUUUAACGCUGUAAAUGCCUUGCAGUCAGUUUAUGGGAUAAGAUACCGAUAUGGCCCUGCCUCCAGCACUUUGUGUAAGUUUCUCCAGUAUGCUAGUUCAUUAGUUUCCUAUUUGUACUGUGUUAGCAUUGUAGGCUGUGUUGUAAAGAUGCAAGCAAACCAUUUCAAAGAGAACUUUGUUCAGUCUGCUAUGAGAAGCAAGAGACGGCUGCGUGAAAUUUACAUUAUGUUGUUACGACACCAUCCUAAUCUUUUUUAGUGGUGCGAGAUUUCUGCGGUUCCAGACACUUACCUAGAGUUUCUGUUUCCUUUUGGGCAUUGCAGAGACUGUGGUGUCUUUAUCAUAUAUGGUUUUAUUUACAUGCCAUGUAUAUAUAGAACCUGCACCUAGAUGGAGGGAUUGCAGGACAUUCACAUCCUAUGAGGGUCUGGCUUCCCUCUUAAGGGCAGCUUUGGAUUCAAAGGACAACAGAAUGUCAUCCUCUGUGUUUCUUGGUCCCAACCUGUCACCUCCAACUCACAUGGAGUUCUGCCCCUCCUUCCCCUUCUUGCUGCCAACUGGCUUCAAGGACCUCCCCCCAACCUAAGUCAUUCAAAGCUGAAACUUGGACAUUGUCUGCUACCAUUGGCCUUUGCCUCUGCUACUCACUCAGAGCUGGAGGGGGCACCUCUCUGCUGUCUGGCAGUAUUUACAUUGCCAAUCAUUCUUAAUGGCCCAGUACAGUGGUACCUCGGGUUACAUAUGCUUCAGGUUACAUAUGCUUCAGGUUACAGACUCCGCUAACCCAGAAAUGGUACCUCGGGUUAAGAACUUUGCUUCAGGAUGAGAACAGAAAUCGUGCUCCAGCGGCGUGGCAGCAGCAGAAGGCCCCAUUAGCUAAAGUGGUGCUUCAGGUUAAGAACAGUUUCAGGUUAAGAACGGACCUCUGGAACGAGUUAAGUACUUAACUCGAGGUACCACUGUAUUUUGCUCUCUUUGUUUCUUGCUAAUGACCCGUCUUCUCCCAAGGACUUCCUGAGGAUGGAAAAGUGGUUUGAACUGUCUUUCUGACACUACGGGAUUCAGCAGUCUGGCAGCUUCCCUUAAUACCCCAAGCAUCAACUUAUUCCUAACAUUUACUAAAUCUAAGAAUUUAGGGAGAUCUUGCCCUCACAAACUCAUAACAAUAUUUACAUGCCAGCCUGACACAUGCCUUGUGCACAAGCAAAAACUCUUCCAUGCAUGUCCAGUGGAGGGAGCAAUGUGCCCUUUAUGUGCCAAACUCUUGUACCCCAUGGGAUGCCCACAGGACCUUGGAUGGACUUUUCAGUAAGAAUGGAGAUUGUCCCUGGAAAGGAAAGCUGAAAAGCUCUCAUGGGUGAGCAGAGCUCUGCAUGCAAUGCUUUGGGUCCCAUCCAAUGACUGAAGUGGGAUUUAAGAAGCCUAACUGUGUAGCCCAGAUGUUCUUGAUGUACUAAUAAUUGUAGCAAUGGAGUCUAAGGCUGGCAAAAAAAAACCAACCACCACCACUCUGCCUCUAGGAGACAAUAUAGGAGGAUCUUUAGAGGGCGCUGAGAAACAACCGACAUAAUAAAUGAUGUUUGUGAUUAUUCAAAUGCAGCUUUCAGUCCAGCUCACGGUAUGGGCAACUAGUCAGAAGUUAACAGCUGAUGGUGCAAGUUGAAUUCCCAUUCAUCAGAAGGGACAUUCAGCCCAUUCAGUGGUGUCUGAAUGAGGACCACAGUGUGGAUGAGCAUCCAGACACGUAUCUGAAUGUGGGUCGGUUACAGGAACAAAAUGCUUCCUUGCACAGAUCUCUUUUGCUGAUCAGGGCAUAUGUAUUUUGAGCUUACAAGGAUGUCUGGGUUGUCUCUUAUCACAUAUUUGUAGAGAAUAUUGAUGUACUGAGAAUUCACUCAGUCUCUGGGUUAUGUUCUUUUUGAAUUCUGGGUUUAGAUCACAAUCAUUUUGAAGACAAUAAAAAACCAAAGUAAAAUAUCUUCAACAGGGAAAUAUUUUACAGAAUAUUAAAAAUUCAUCUUCUUCCCAGCGGAGUUUGGGAUGUUUAAAGUCUGAAUUUUCAAUAACUGUCAGAGCCUGAAUGCAAGUCUCCAGACAACUAUGAUAGACAAAAGAAAUCCAGCAGCUUUAUAUAGCAAAGGAAUAUAUGCUUCACUUGUUUAGUUUGUUCUGAUCUAAAACUUUGGAAGAACGAAUGCAGAGAGAACUAAAUGCUUUUCUUCAAUCUACUGAAAAUUUAGUGGUAUAAAAUGAAAAGUGGUAUGAACAUAGCCCAAGGACUAGGGCACCUGUGGCCCUUCAGAUGCCACUGGGCUACAAUUCCCUGACUGUUGGCUUUGAGUUGAUGAGAAUUAAAAGUGUAACAAUAUCCAUAAGGCCACAGGUUGCCACCGGUUUCCUAGACAAAGUAUUAACAGGACACUUCAUUCCCUAAGGCAACCAACACCACAAUCCUAUAAACAUCUACCCAUAAGUAACCCCCACUGAGUUCAGGAGGCUUACUGCCGGGUAAGUGGGUAUAGGAUUGCAGCCUUUUCUGCUUUUUCAUACCACCUGGUUAAGCAUCCCCCGCCUUGCCCCAACUUCUAACAACAUACUUCCUCAUGCUGUUUUCAGCCACACAGCAACUGCCAUGUCAUGUCAGGUUUUUAAGUUUUAAAAAAUAGAUUUUUAAAAGAUGUUGUUAUAGUUAAUGAAGACUAUAGUGGGAGUGCUCAGCUUGUAGUUAGCCGCAGAUUGCGCCAUUCAACCCUUGUUUAAUUCAGUACUUCAGUGUGGGAAAGCACAACAAAUAAGAAUUGCACUUCACUCAUUCAGCACCAGUGGAAAUGUGGGAGGUAGCAUGUUCUUUUUUCUUCUAGCCCACAGCAAGCUGAGUGCAGCUCGCGACAGGGAUUAAUGUUCUUCUUGAGAAAUGUUAUGAUUAAGGCUGGAGUUCUGUACAUAUUUACCUGGGAGCAGGAAGUGGGGGAUUUGAUACAGUUGACGCUUAAAGAUGAUCUUGCCUGAUUCACACUUUUCAAAACACUAUGCAAACCAUAUCCAUUCUUCACAAUUUGCUGUUUUUGUUAUAGUUGGUCUAAUAAUACUUAUUUACAUCCCUCCUUUUGCUCAAACUGGGACUCAAUGUGGAACACAAAAAUUAGAACAAAUACAGAUAAAAUACACAUUGCUGAAAACAUAUAAAAGGCUAUUGAAAUUUGCAGUUAUCCAAAUUUUCAGUGCAGUUCUCCAGCAAGUAAUGUGUACAAAAAUGCAUAUACUAAAGUCUGCAUAUAAAUGUAUAUAUUAGUGAAAAUAGCAUGCUGGAAUGCAUAUGGGGAAACUGCAUUGCAAAUAUGUGUAUAGAGCGCAAAACUGAACAUAAAAUGUGUAUAGUAAGGGAAAUUCACAGGAAAAAUGCUGAUUGAUUUCCAUGAAAUGGAGAUGUGGAGAACUGGAGCUAAGGCUGGAAAGAUGAGAAAAUGAAAGUGACAUGUUUAUCCUUUCCUAGCUGGCAGUAAGUUUCAUCGAACUCAGUAGGAUUUAAAUCUGACUAGACAUGCAUAGGAUUGCAUUGUUAGUAAAUUGUAGGGAAGUUCUUCUUCCUAGCCUUUCCUUUCCUUGAGCCUGAUCUUAGAAAAUAAACUUCCAUGUAUCGUCUUACGCACAAGGCAAGUUGAAACCUUUGUGAAAGGAGAAAGUAGAGAAUGUUAUCCAUGCUAUUUUGUUUUCCAUUGUGUAAUACGUAGAUCUUCUUUAGAGUUAAAUUUAAUUACUUCAACCCUGGUCCUCUGAGUCAUUGCAGCAGUGGAGAAGUGGUCAGGUUGAUGCGGUUACUAAGUCUAAAACUUGCCAGUACUGUCAAAUGGGCCACUCCAGCAUCAUGCAGUGCUAAGAAGCAGCAUAGAAAUGGAUGAAGAUGGGAUUACUGUCUCAGGUCACUGCAAGCUGAUAGAACCAGGUCUGCCAGCACAAAAUUGCCUUGGUAGUCAGCAGUUUGAACUCAAUUACAAACCAGAUAUAGCGCAGCAAGGUGAAGGACUCCCUCUUGCCCCACCUGCAAUAUAGGUAUUUUCACUGUACUACAUACAUCUACAGAAUCAGGGAAAAGAGAGCUGAUGAAACUGUUUUUGGAUCAAAUUUUAGUCCAACUUGCAAAGCUUCUUUCUCUUUGGCAUCUCUGGAUUUGAAGACAUUUAGCGCCUUUGGAGUUGCUUAGAAAAACAACUUAAAAUAUAAACUUGUGGAACUAGCAUGUCCUUUCAUACACAUCACUUAAAAUUAUUAUUUUUUCCUUCCUCUUCCUUUUUCCAGAUGUGAGUUCUGGCAGUUCUAUGGAUUGGGCAUACAAAAAUGGCAUCCCAUAUGCGUUUGCAUUUGAGCUGCGUGAUACAGGUCAUUUUGGAUUUCUACUGCCAGAGACCCUAAUUAAACCAACGUGCACAGAGACCAUGCUGGCUGUUAAAAAUAUAACCAUGCAUCUGCUGAAAAAAUGUCACUAGGGUUUACAGCAAAGGGCCAAAACCCUAUUUCUUUUUAACUGUUAUUGAAAAUGUUUAUUACGGUACUUAGACAAUGUCAAGUCAAUGGAGCCUAGAAUCUGUCCUGCUGGUGGAGAUAAUCAAGGGGGGAGGGAAUGACAUUCACACUACAUGUAGGUUGAAGAGUGUGAUACAUAUUCAGGGCUAUGUGUAUAAUGGAAUCAUACCACUCAAGUGUAGACAUCGGUUUUGAGCUGGAAAGAAUAUGGGUUGGCAAGGCUGAAGAAAUUCUAAGAGCUGGGGAUGAGACUACAGCAGAGACGGGGAACCUGUAGCCUUUAAAUGUGGGACUCUAACUCCUGUCAGCCACAUGUAGCAUGACCAGAGGUCAGGGAUGAUGGGAGUUGGAGUCCAGUGUGAUUUUCUUUGGACAGUGUAUGAAAAAUAAAUGUCAACCCUGUCAAGGAGGUUUCCCAAGUCCUCCCUCCAAGCUACUAAUCAAUCACAUACAGGCACUGAACGGGUUCCAGGUUUUAUUGACAUCUUCCACCAACUACAGAGCAUCAAACAGCAAGUUUUAAAAAUGGCAUGUGUCCCCCCCAGCAGGUUAACUCAAAGAUUUACAGGAGCCAGGGAAUGCUGGCAGCCAGCCAGCCCCAUCACAUGCUCCCACUUUGGGGACUAAUUGUUACCACCUGCCUGAGGGGCCCCACCCAGCGGUACUUGCUCACAGGAUCACUACUUCAUGACAAGCCCUGGCCCUCUGUUAUUAGCAUAAAUAAUUGUUGUGGUGCUCACCACAGCAAUUAACACAUCGUCUCUGAGUUGGCAAGAAUGGACUGUACAAGGAGUGUGCAACCUUUGUUUGUCAAAAACUGCAUUUCCUCAGUGGUAGUUCAUUGGGGGUCAUAUACCAGAAGUGAAAGCAGAGUAACAUGGACGGGACAACUAAUUUUGUCUUUCUGCCACACCUUUCCCUCCCAACUACCCACCUUUUUUCUCACCCUCUUUUUUUUCACCCUGUUUCUCUUUCAGUCACCAUUCCCACCCCCCGCCCCCAAUAUUUUUCUGCUUCUUGAAAUUUGGCAGAGGGCCACAACUUGCCCACACUUAGCCUGGAGAAUAAAAUAUGUGAGCCUUAUUGCUUAGGGGAUUGUGGAACAGUGAUCCAGUCCAGCUGUAGUCUGGAAUUUUUGCUGAUGGACAUCAUUAUUGCUGAUGGACAACAUCCAUAUUUGGAUAUGAAGUAAGAUGUGCUUUCCAGUCUAGAAAAUGAUGGAGCUUCCACAUGAGAAACUCCUUCAUUGGAUUGGGGUGAAAAUGUGCAACUGUACUGGCCUUUGCUCCCUUGAUACUUCUUUUAACAUCAGUUGUAAAUGGAAAUUUUAUAUAUUUUGUUUUGAAUAACACCGGAACUUGUUAAAUAAAGCAC
Podarcis lilfordi (Lilford's wall lizard) is the source of this 44735-nucleotide messenger RNA. NCBI's taxonomy places the organism in Eukaryota, Metazoa, Chordata, Lepidosauria, Squamata, Lacertidae. The record is from the annotation of a GenBank genome assembly.